UUACAGUUCCAAUGGAAGAAUCAGUUCCUGAUAAAGCCAAGCCUGUAACUGAGGAGAGAUUUGAGCCUAAGAGAGCUCCAGCAGCACGAUCUGCUCCCGAGGAGCCAACACCAAAAGUCAGGAAACUACAACUCCCAUCAGACUUUGUCAAGAAGACAGAAUCUCCACGUGAAGUAUCACCUCGUGACCAGAGGUACAGAGAAGAAGUCAAAAUGGAAAUGGGCAGGAAACCAGAUAUGCCUACUUAUGAGCAAACCUUCAGACUACCUGCUGGAGAACCAGUACAAGUUACACCUAAACAGAAACCAAGAUUUACUCAACCUCUACAGAACAAGAAUGUAGACCAAGGUGAGCCUGUUGUAUUUGAAGCUCGUGUUGAAGCUCAUCCAGAACCUAUUAUUAAAUGGUACAGAGAUGAUGUUGUUGUCAGAAGCUCUCCAGACUACGAGAUAACUUAUGACAAUGGAGUAUGCAGACUUAGCAUUGCUGAGACAUUCCCAGAAGAUUCUGGUGUGUUCAAGGUCAUUGCUACCAAUGCUGAUGGAUCAGAUACAACACAGGCUAAACUACAAGUACAAAGAUCACCAAUCAUGUCACCAGUGAGUGAAGCAUUCAAGGCAGACAAAGCUCCAACAAGGGAGGAAAGAAUUCCAUCCCCUAUUGAGCCUGAAGCUCCUCGCUUUACACAAUUACCACAAAACCAGAAACUUAAAGAAGGCACCAAUACAGUAUUUGAAUGUACUGUUAUGGGUAAACCUUUCCCAGAUGUAUCCUGGAGAAAACGUGGAUUCCCAAUCAGGGUUAGCCAAAGAUACAGGAUAACAAUAGAUGAGAAUUCAGGAAGGAUAACUCUGACUAUUGUCAACAGUAAACCUGAUGAUGUAGGACAGUACACAUGUACUGCUGUUAACCUGAUGGGACAGACAGACACCACAGCCACACUUAUACCACCAGAAGAAAAAAUGGCACCACCACCUCCAGCACCAAAGACAUGGCAACCAAUGGUCACUGAGCAACCAUUGAAACCAUGGCAACAACAGCCAGAGAUGACACAGCAGCCAACUAGACCAUGGUACCAGCAGCCAGAUGUCACACAACAGCCGGUCAAACCAUGGCAACAACAGCAAGAGAUGGCACAACCUCGUAAACGAUCAGACUUCUUUGUUCCAAGAUCUGAAAAAAAUCUUGAGACCAACAUACAAUAUAGACUGUCUCAGGAAAGAGAAGUCCCUAUUGUAACAUCUACUUUGGAAUUUACUCCAACUGGAUUUGAACAAAGUUUGAUGCAGAAACAGUUUUACAAAGAAGGCCAUAUCAAAUUCUCUAGUGAGACUGAAACAUCUGAGUAUGAAUCUGAUGUAACAACAGACAGAGUACAACCAAGUGCUCCUGCACCUCCUAAAAUAGUGCAGGAACUCAAAGACUUUAGAUUACUUGAAGGAUCUGAUGCAACAUUUGUUUGUCGCAUCACAGGAAGACCACGCCCUAAAGUAGCUUGGUAUAAAAAUGGCCAGAGAAUAAAACGUAGCACUCGUUACGAGAUGAAAUAUAAUAAAGAUGGCUACAGUACAUUACGCAUCAGAAUGGCUUUACCAGAAGAUGCUGGACAUUAUACAGUAUUGGCUGUGAACUCUUCAGGAAAGGACACAUGUUCUAGUGAACUGUACGUGGAUAGUAUAGGAAAUAUUGAUUCCACAUCAUUUGUUGGAAAGGAAGCCUUAGACAAAAUACUUGGAGUUGACAAAGAUAAGGACAAGCGCCCAGAAGAAGAGGGAGGCAUCAUGGAGGCCCUAUCUAGGCCCCUGUUUAAGAAAGUCCCAGAGGACCGUGAAGUCAGAGAGGGCAACACUGUAAGAUUUGAUACCCUUGUCUCUGGACGUCCAGCCCCAGAAUUAACAUGGUACAGGGAUGAUGUACAAGUUCACAAUGAUGACCAACACAAGAUUGUUGUCAAUGAAGAUGGAGUGAACUCCCUGAUCAUUCUGGCUGCUUCCAGAAACGAUUCCGGACAUUAUGUAUGUCUUGCUAACAACAAGGCAGGUGAAAACUCAUUCACAGUGGAGCUUAAAAUACUAGAAAAAGAACAAAUGCAACCGCCCAGAUUUGUAGAAAGGAUACAGAACUUCAACAUUCGUGAAGGUCAACCAGUAACCUUGAGAUGUCAGGUAAUUGGUAUACCACAGCCAAUGAUAAGCUGGCAGAAGGAUGGCAAGAUGCUGAUCCCAAACAAACCUUACAGGAUUGAGACAGAAGGUGGCAGGUCUACACUGACCAUUGAUACAGUAGAACCAUUUGAUUCUGCCUGGUUCCAGUGCUCUGCUGCUAAUGUGGCUGGAACAGCUACAACCAGAGGAAAACUGACAGUCAAAUCUGAGGUAAAGAAACCAGAACCAAAGAAGAAGAUAACCAUACAGAAGAAACAAGUAUCCCCAGUUAAAGAGGUGCCAGAGCCUGCGCCUAAACCUGUGGUCCUUAGGCCUACACCAAAACCACAGCCGGUCACACCAAGGACAGACUCACCACCACAUUAUGACAUCCAGAAAGAGGGCUUUGUACAACAGAUUUCCUAUGUCACAGAGGGCGCUAGUGCUACUCUUAGACUGGUCCCUGAUGAGGAAGCUAAGAGAAUGUUAAGUGAUACUGAGCCAAUGGAAACUGCUCCAUCUCAGAAGUUCAUUGAACAAUCACCAUUGGCACCACCAAGACCACCACCACCGACACCAGCCACAAUGUCGGCUGAAUCAUCACCUAUACCCAAACGGAGAAGACUUGGAGCUAAGCCCCUUGAGGAAAAGGUAAGCCCUGCCUGGGCCCCUAGACCUCAAGCUCCUCCUCCUCAACAAGAACAGCCAAUGGAGGUUGAGGAAGAGCUAAUGCCUCAGUCGGUGGCUGAUGCCAAGAGAAUGUUUGAGACACCAGAAGAAUCAAUGCCACCAGCUAGAGCAGCUCCAGUCUAUACGCCCACACCACCGACUCCUAAACACAAGGUGCCAGAGAAGAAACCAACCAAAAAGAGAGUAAAACUACCAAGUCCUCCAAGUUAUGAAAUAGAAAGAGAAGGACCAGUACAGGAAAUCAACUACGCCUCAGAAACAGAAUCAGGAUAUUUACGUUUUGUAUCUGAGGAUGAAUUAGACACCCCUAGGAAAAUAAUACCAGCACAAAAACCAGUACCAACACCACAGCGUAAACCAGUACCAGAAAAGAAAAUGGUAUCUGAACAGAAAUGGGUACCAGAGAGGAAACUAUCACCUGAACGUAAACCAGUACCAGAACAGAAACUGUUACCAGAAAAGAAACCAGUAGCAGAACAUAAGCCAGCCAAGAAAAGAGUCAAAUUUCCAUCUCCUCCAGGUUAUGAGAUUGAGAAGGAAGGACCUGUACAACAGAUAAGUUAUGCCUCCGACACAGAAUCAGGAUAUCUACGUCUUGUGUCAGAGGAUGAACUAGACAGAUCAAGAGUUCAACACAGAACAGAGAAAAGAAUGUUUUUGGAGGCAUCUAAGAUGCCAAAGCUAGCUCCAAAGCCAGUUAGGUUCAUAAAGAGGCAAGAAUUUGAGGAAAGCAUUCCUCUAAAAGCUUCUUCAUUGCCACCAGAAACUAAACCUAAACCAGCUCUUAAAAAACCUUCUGCUGCACCCCAGAUACAUAAGGUUAAACAUGUAGUUAGGAUUCAACCCCCAGAAGGUUACCAGUACACUGAUUCUGAUAGUCAUUAUGAGAUCCGUGAAAGAGGACCAGUCCAAGAGAUACAUUAUGUCUCUGAUACUGAAGCUGGUACCCUAAGACUGGUACAUACUACUGAGGAUGAAUCUGACAGAAAUGAUGACUUACAGCCACCAUAUCAGCCAGAGAUUCCAUUCUCAUUACAGACUAAAUAUGAACAAACAAGGUAUAACAAACCAUUGUCUCCAAGAGAGAAAAAGAAAGCCAAGAAGCCUUCACCACCAAAAGAACAGAUUCCAAGGGAUCUGGACAGAGAAAGUGCUGUACGUGAAUUCAUUCGCCGUGAAGGUGAAACCCCAGCUGAAGAAGAUAUUUACACUAAAGACAAACAACAAGCACCUAAGUUUAAGACGCCUCUCAAAGACCUAACAAACCUAAAGGAGAAUGACAAAGCACAUUUUGAAUGCAAGUUAGCACCUUAUGGUGCCCCUAAGAUGAAAGUAGAAUGGUAUAAAGAUGGAGAACCACUUCAUCAUGGUCAUAGAUUUAAACCAUUGUAUGACUUUGGCUUUGUUGUCCUGGACAUCAAAUAUGUCUUCCCAGAAGAUUCUGGAACUUACACAUGUAAAGCUACCAACCAAUUUGGUGAAGAUGAAGUGUCAUGUGUUGUCAAGGUUAAAGGCAAGAGAGCAGUUAUUUCUGACACCCAGUUGCCAGGAGAGGGCGCUAUUAAACUACAAGAAAUGGAGGAACACUGGAGAACUCCUAUGAUACUAGAUGAACAAGAAUUACAUGAACCAAAGAAGAAAAGACAUCCACCAUCAAUAGAUCUCAAACCAGAACCCAUAGAAGUCGCUGAGGGUGAACCAGCUAAAUUCAUGGUCAAAGUUAGUGGCCACCCACGACCUCGUGUCACAUGGUGGGUCAACGAAACUCAGAUCAUGGCUGGAUCAAGAUUCCAAGUACGUUAUGAUGGUAUGAUGCACUACAUGACAAUCCUAAAAGUACGGGAAUAUGAAGCAGGACAAGUCCGUGUUGUCACCAAGAAUUCUGAAGGUGAAGCUGAGGCUAGUACAACCUUGUCUGUUGUACCCAAGGACGAUUGGAGGUCAAAACUCAGACAAGCUCCUAAAGGAGAGCUUGAAAUUGAAUUGGAUAGAAGACACAAGAUUGAACUGAGAACACCUGAAUUACAAAAGGCAUUUGAAAAGCCAAGAGCUACUGAAUUCCAACUUAAGCAAAUUGAAAGAGCUGCAGAAACUAGAGUCAAAAUGAAACAUGACAAAGAAAUAAGAAAAACAGAAUAUGUCAGCAUCUCUAGUCAAUACAGACAGCUGCCACAGGAGAUACCAGCAGCUAGAGCUGUACGACAAGAUCGUCCAGAAAUACAGAUAGACAUUCAGAAGGCCAAGAUCAUACCUGUCAUGCCUGAACAACAACCAGAGGAAUCCAAGAUGUCAGAGACAUUUAUUACAUUGGAAAGACGAGAAGCUCCUGUCUUUACCAAGCCACUCAGACCUUCCAGAAUAACUGAAGGAAAACCUGUCACGUUGGAGGUCCAUUACAAAGGUUUCCCACCACCAAUUAUAUCAUGGUAUCGUGACAACUUUGAGAUCCAACCGUCACAUGACUUCCAGAUAAACACAACAGAGACCGUGAGCACACUCAGUAUUCCUGAAGUUUUCCCAGAAGAUACAGGAAUGUUCACAGUCAAAGCUUACAACAUGUACGGCACAGUACAAUGUAAAGCUAAACUCACAGUCAUAGAAGAAGAAGAACCAGAAAGAGACCAGCCCCCAGAGUUCAGAAGUCUGAUUAGAGAUACUAACUCAUUAGAGGGAGAACCAGCCACAUUUGAUUGUCAAGUGUCUGGACGUCCUAAACCAACUGUUGCAUGGCAAAAGGAUGGCCAUUCAAUCCCAGACAGUCCUCGUACCAAGUUUAUUGAGGAAGAUGAGAAUAACACCUUCCUGAUUUAUGAGGUCAAACCUGAAGAUGCUGGACAAUACAGUUGUGUGGCCUUGAACCCAGUUGGCAAGGCAACAUGUACAGCUAGACUUAAUGUUGAAUUGCCAGUUGGACCACCAGAAACAUUGGAGAAACCAAAGCCCAUAGAAGCAGUAAAGGCCCCUGCUGUUGUAGAAGGUCCAAAGAAUAAUGUAGUUGAUGAGGGAGAACCUGCCACUUUUGUUGCCAAGAUAUCAGGCUAUCCAGUUCCAGUUGUGACAUGGUACCGUAACAACCAGAUUGUGAAGCCAUCCAAGUAUUUCCAGAUGGAGACCACACCAGAAGGUACACACAGUCUGAACAUACUGGAGGCUUUCCCAGAAGACACAGGAACAUACAGAUGUGUCGCUAGGAACAAAGCAGGGGAAGUAACCUCCUCAGCUUUCCUCAAAGUUCAUGGAUUGGAAAGUGAAACAGAGCAGCCACAACCAACAUCUGCCCAGAAACUACAACCACCAAGCAUUACCAAACCAAUCACCAACACCCUGGUGACGGAAGGUAGUGGGGCUAAGUUUGAAUGUCAGUUCUCUGGACAACCACAACCAGAGAUCAAAUGGCUGAGGAAUGGUCUACAGGUUAUCCAGGAUUCAAGAAACUACAAGAUUGAGAGAAACCCAAACAGUACAGUAUUAACUAUCAAAGAGUCAUUCCCAGAGGACAGUGGACUGAUUACCUGUCGUCUGAAGAAUGCUAUAGGACAAACAGAAUGUUCUGCAGAGCUCUAUGUACAAGACACUGAAGAAGCCAGACUUCUAGAAGAGCGAUACAUUACCACAAUCAAGACAACACCACCAGACUUUGUCAAAGCUCUUUCUCCAGUUACAGAGUUCCAACCAGGAGAAACAGCCAAAUUGGAAGCCACUGUCAAGGCUUACCCACCACCAAGGUGUACCUUCUAUAUCAAUGGACAACCUAUUGUACCAACACCUAGACGUAACAUAGUACGGGAGAAGGACACAAUCAUCUUGAUUAUAAUCAAUGCCCAGAAGGAGGAUGAAGGUGAUUACCAACUGAACGUGGAGAAUGAAGUUGGAUCUGUUACUUGUAAAACAACUCUUACCAUGGCUCCAAAAGAGAAAUUCAUUGAGAUAGUUCCUAAGACAGAGUCUUAUACAAUGACUGAGACUACAACAACUAUCACACGAGAGGAACGUGUUAUACAGCAAGAGAUGAAACCUGAGUUUGUUACACCACUUGAACCAGAAAUAUAUGUUAGAGAGAGAGGCAUAGCCAGACUUGAAUGCAAGAUUGGUGCCUAUCCUCCACCACUGGUAACAUGGUACAUCAACGGUGUGGAGGUCGUACCUUCACCUCAUUAUGAAGUAUUGAAUGAGGAGGGUAAGACUACCUUACUGAUCAUAGAGGUCGGACCAGAAGACACUGGGGAGUACACAUGUAGAGCUGUAUCAGAGAUAGGAGAAACAACAUGUAGUUCUACACUUUACGUACAAGAGCCAGCGACAGAGGAACUAACUAUACCAAAGAGACCAUCUGACAUGGCAGAAUUACAGCCAUCACCAACAGAGUCACUCCACCCACCCAAGUUUGUCAAACCAUUACCAUCACUAGAGGUUGCUGAUGGCCAGGAACUCAGUAUCCCUUGUAAAAUCAUUGGUAAACCUCCACCACAGAUCUCAUUCUUCCACAAUGGUAAAAACAUUGAUCAGGAUGAUGAGUAUGUUAUAUCGUACAAUCCUGACACAGGGGAGAUAAAUCUACUGAUCGUAGAGGUCUUCCCUGAGGAUGAGGGAGAGUAUGUAUGUAUUGCCCAGAACCCUGUCGGUGAGGCUAGUACAAGGUCAUACCUAACUGUUGUGGACACAGGAAUAGAGUUAUAUACUACAGAGGAUGAAACCAUGGAUGUCGAGGAAGAGGAGGUUGUACCAAAGGUUGUAAAGAGGCCACACGCACCUGUUGAACUCAAAUCAUAUGAAGUAGAAGAGAUGGAAGUCACACCCACCAUCAUUGACAGGCCAAAACCUGAGCCAUUGGUCAAAGAACAACCCAGGGAAGAAUCUCCUGAAAGGGAGAGAAUUCAACCAGUUGAAAAAACUGUACCAAAACAACCUGUUGAGGAAGUUGGUGAAGUUGUAGAAGAAGAAGCAAUUCAACCAGCCAAAAUACCAAAGAAAGAGUUACCUCCCUUCAAACAAGUAGCUGAAACAGAGGAAGAAAAAAUUGUACCAGAAAUGAUAACAAAGAAAAUAGUUAUUCCUGACAAGGAAUUAUCAGACAAAUUUGACAAAACUGGCGGUCAACCUAUAGGUGAACCAGCCAAACGUAAACCAGAUCUUGUUCCUGAAUAUGACACAAUGGAGGAGGCACAGGCCAUUGAGGAAGUGCCACCUGAAUUCACAGAUUUACUGAAGCCACAGAUCAUACAAGACGGCAAUGAAGUUACCAUGACCUGCACAGUGGUCGGUAUUCCAACACCAGUGGUCAAAUGGUACAAGGAUGAUCAUGAGAUCAUUCCAAGUACUGAUUUCAAAACAGAGUACGAUGAGAACACUGGUGUAUGUAAACUUACAAUUCCAGAAGUUUUCACAGAUGAUACUGGUGUUUAUGCUUGUGCUGCUAAAAAUCCAUUUGGUGAAAGUGUAACAACGGCUAAUCUGGUUGUUCAACCUACUUCAGAUGAAGAAGAUGAGGAAGAGAUGGACAUAUCAGUCGGCCCUGACAGACAUGUCACUAGAAUGGAAAUGUCACCAGAGUUCAUUAGACCUCUGAUACCUGAGACUAGAGUACUUGAGGGAGAUAUAGCCAGGUUUGAAGUUGAGGUCAGAGGUGAACCACAACCUACAGUGACCUGGUAUAAAAAUGAGGUCAAACUUCAGCCCACUGAUAAUAAAGUAGUUGUAACUGAAGAAAACAAUAAAACCACACUGAUAAUACACAAUGUCAAUCCUGAGGAUGUUGGUGAUUAUAUCUGUGUAGCAGAGAAUGAGAGAGGCGUGGUCACAUGUAAAUCUACACUUCUUAUCAAACCUGUGAAGAAAGUAGAAUUUGUACUGCCAACUGAUCAGAAACCAGAGGAAGAAGAGACAGUACCAAAACAACCAGAGGAAUUCAUCCCUCCAGAGUUUACUGAGCUUCUGAAGCCAACAACUGUUAAGGAUAGCUCCAGAGUAGAACUGAGAGUGAAGUUCCUUGGUAAACCACAGCCUAGGAUUAUCUGGUACCACAAUGGAAAGGAGAUAAAGCCAAGUCAUGACUUUCAGAUCAUCAUAGACUACAGUAAGAAGGAGAGUAUCCUGAUUAUUGUGGAAGUCUUCCCAGAGGACGAGGGAGAAUACACUUGUACUGCCAGGAAUCCAUACGGAGAAUCUAUCACGUCCUGUAGACUUGUUGUUGUUGCUCCAGAUGAAGAAAUUCCAUCUGAAGAGUACCAUAGAACUACCAUUGAGGUACAGCAGAUGUCACCGGAAACUGAGAGACCUAUACCUGUCCUAGAGCGACAUAGAUCCAGGAUUGAUAUUGAACCAACAGAAGAAAUGCAACCCAUUAUUAUACCUGAGGAUACAAGUUAUAUUGAGACAAUAUCUCUCGAUAGAGUGCCAACAGUCACACAACCAUCGACUAAACCAACAGCCUUUGAAAUACAAAUUGGCUUUCCACAAGCACCAGUAACAACAUCAUCUGUAAUCACAGAGACUACAACAUACACUCAGGUUACUACAGAAACAUUCCAUGAUGAAGACGACAUUCCAAAAAUUGUUGAAGGUGACUCGAUUCAUACGACAAGAGUCACAGUAGACAAGGAAGACGACAAGAAACCUGUGGAAGUUAUUGUACAAAUGCCUGUUAAAGGCCCACAGGAUGUUACAGAAGUAACACGAGAAACAAGAACCAUAACCACUGAGGAGAUACGUGCUGUACCUAUGGAGGAGACCGAGACUACAAUGGAGGUCCAUACUGAAACUAUUGAAAUUGUGCCUGAAGAACAAAAGGAAGUUCAAUUUCAGGUUACAAUUCCUUCAAAGGAAAUUCAUAAAACUGAAUUCACCACAGGAAAAGAAAGAAGACCAUCAGCACAGAAAAUUGAAGUGGAAGUUCAUACAACAACAAUGAAACAAAAACCAACUGAAAUUAUUGCUAAAGUUGUUAGAGAGGUCAGUGGGACUGAAAUAGAGGUCACUGAGAUUAAAGAUAUACCACGUCCUCAAGAUGAACAAAUUGAAGAAAUUAGACAAACAAUUGAAAAACCUCAUGAUGAAGAAAUUAUCCCUAUGGAAGAAGUUCCAGAAGAAGGGAAACCUCAGGAAGAAGACGUUAUCCCAAUGGAAGAAGUACCCGAGGAGAAGAAACCUCAGGAAGAAGAAAUUGUCCCAAUGAAAGAAGUACCUGAGGAAAAGAAGCCUCAGGAAGAAGAAGUUAUCCCAAUGGAAGAAGUACCUGAGGAAAAGAAGCCUAUUGUAGAGGAAAAGACAGAAAUUACAAUUCCUAUAACUGAAGAAAUUCAAGAAGCUGUAGAAACAGUGAUAUCUAAAACUACAAUUGAGAAAAAGAAACCUGCUGUUGAUAAACAUUUUAAAGAUGAAAUUUCUAUUGAAGUCAAACCAGAGGAAAACCUCCCUGAAGAACAAAAAGUUGAAAUCUUAUUAGAUAUAGCUGAUCAACUUACAAAGGAAGAAAAAGUUGAAAUUGUUGUUCCUGUUCCUGAAGAAAAGGAAGAAGUGACUGAAACAGUUGUCACAGAAGUCAAAGUUGACAAGAGAGAGAAGCAUAUAGAAGAAUUAACCAUGAAUAUCAUGGGAGAUGCCAUGAAAGAAGUACAAUUAGUUCUCCCUGUAAAACCAGUGGAAGAAGAUAAACCAGAAGAACAAACAACUGUAGAACAAGUCACUAUAGAGACUGUCAAAGAAGAAUUUACUUUUGAAGUUCCAGAGACUGAAGAUGUACAGAAAGAGGAGACAACUCUUGAGAUUCAGGAAGUUCCUGGAGAAGAAUUCCAGAUUGACAUCAAAAUGGAACAACCUGAACAGGAAGUACCUGUUGUAAUGGAAGUAUCUGAAGUUGAAACAGUUACAGAAACAUCAUCUGAAACUGUUACCCUACCUGAGAGUGAACAGGAAGUUCCUCAGGAGCUUACCAUCCAGAUUGAUGAAAAACAGCAGGAAGAGGUCAGCUUUUCCUUUGAAAUUGAUGAUACAGAAACUACAUCAGUGGAGACAACAACAACUACUGAGGUAACCGAGGAAACAGACACUCAGGUUACUUUCAUGACCACUGAUGUGGAAGAAACACAACAACAGGAUAUAACAUCAGAAGAGGUACCAACAGAAACAACAGAAAUAGUCAUCCAAACAACAAAGGAAACUGAAGCACCAGUUGCCAUGGAAACAACUGGGGAGGAAAUGACAUUCACCUUCCAAGCACAACCUUCAGAAUCUGUUGAGUUUUCUAUGGAAAUGCAGCCAGAAAAAGAAACCACAGAACAAGAAAUCACAACUUUUACGGAAGAAACUGGUACUGAAAGUGUUGAAACUUUCGAGUUACCAGUUUCCCAGGAUACAUAUACAGAGGAAAUGACUCUCAAUGUUGAAGGUCAACCAUCUGAAUCAGUUGAAUUUUCUUUACAAAUACAACCAGAAAAAGAAACAACUGAACAAGAAAUAACAACAUUUACCGAGGAAACUGGUACUGAAAGCUUUGAAACCUUUGAGCUACCAGUUUCCCAGGACACAUAUACAGAGGAAAUGACUCUCAAUGUUGAAGGUCAGCCAUCUGAAGCCGUUGAAUUUUCUUUACAAAUACAACAAGAAAAAGAAACAACUGAACAAGAAAUAACAACAUUUACCGAGGAAACUGGUACUGAAAGUGUUGAAACUUUCGAGUUACCAGUUUCUCAGGACACAUAUACAGAGGAAAUGACUCUCAAUGUUGAAGGUCGACCUUCUGAAUCAGUUGAAUUUUCUUUACAAAUACAACCAGAAAAAGAAACAACUGAACAAGAAAUUACAACAUUUACCGAGGAAACUGGUACUGGAAGCGUUGAAAUUUUCGAGCUACCAGUUUCCCAGGAUACAUAUACAGAGGAAAUGACUCUUAAUAUUGAAGGUCAACCUGAAGAAGAAUUUGAAAUGACUUUAGAAUUCCCAGGUACCGAAAAACAAACAACAGUUAUCAAGGAAACCACAACUACUGAAGUUGUUGGUAAUAUCGGAGACGCUUUUACUUUUCAAUUGCCAGAAAGUGAUGAAUCAACAAUUCAAAUUGAAACAAUUGAAACAGAAGAAAAGCCUCAAGAAGAAAUUGAAAUGACCUUUGAACUUUCUGAUCAAGAGGUCCCAGAGGUGACAGAAACAACUGUAAUGGAUACAACCUCUGAAAGUGUCACAGAGGAAGUGACAUUUGAACUAUCUGAAAUAGAAGAAACUGACAAAGUAGAGGUCACUCUUGAUAUUGAGGACAAACCUAAACUUACAUUGAAAAUGCCUUCUAAAGAAGAAGACAGUGUUGCCAAAAUUGUUAUUACACAAGAAGAGACUACUGAAACAUCUGAAAUAAUAGAUAGGGCAACAACAACACAGGAAAUCUAUGAUGUAGAAAUCCCAGAAGGCCAUAGUCCACCAGAAUUCACUUGGGGUCUAACAACCCUGAAAGUUAUGGAUGGAGAAGAGGCUAAAUUCCGAUGUGAGUUACAGGGAAUUCCCACUUGUCAAGUCGAAUGGUUCCAUGAUGAUAAACCACUUUAUGAGACACAAGAUUUCCACUUGACCUUUGACUCUGAAUCAGGAUCCUGUACUCUACUGAUUGUUGAAGUUUUCCCACAAGAUGCCGGAGAGUAUCGCUGUGAGGCUGUCAAUCCUUACGGCAAAGCUGUCACCAAGGGCUACUUGGAAGUGGAAUCCUAUGAGUAUGUACCUGACACAGAGGAAGCUUCUGACUCGUUUAUGUCGUCAAUGGAUACACCAUCUCCUAGACCACCAGUGGAUUCUGAUACAGAGAUGGCAGCAUUCCCCAAGGAAUUCAUGGACGAGAUACAGAAACUGUCUUCUAAUGGCAUGGACAUAGACAUUGAUGAUGUGAAGAAAGCUGCAUUAAUGGAACUGACAGAGAGAUCAGAAGAGAUUGUGUCGGUACCUGAAGAGGAACAAGAGGAGAUAUCUCAGCCUUCAGACGUCCCAACAGAAGAAGUACACCCUGAACAGGAAACAACACAAGAAUCAAUGGUGACAAUCUCAGAAGAUACACAUGAACAAUCUCAAAUUACUGAAAUUACUACUGAAAAACCAGAAGAGACAAAACCCUCUGAGAUUCCAGGUGAAGAAAUUACACCUGAAAUUGAAUCUUCAAUCGAGUCAAAAGUGACAAUAUCGGAGGAAACACCAGAGCAACCAGAGGUAAUUGAAGUUGAAGUUGCAAAACCAGAAGAAACUCAACCAUCAGAAGUUCCAGUAACAGAAACUAAACCUGAACUGGAAGCACCAACUGAAUCUAAAGUGUCUGUUGUAGAAGAACAAUCAGAGCAACCAGAAAUUACUGAUGUUGAGAUAGAACAAACCAUCGAAACAGCACCUUCUGAAGUUCCAACAGAAGACUCCAAACCAAUAACAGAAGAUACAGUUGAAACAAAAGUUACAGUUGAACAAGAAUCAACUGAACAAAUAGAAAUAUCUGAAUUCCAACCAGAAAAACAACAGGAAGUUGUUUCAAUAGAGGUCAAACCACAGGAAGUGACAAAAGAGGAGAUCACAAUAGAGGUCAAACCACAGGAAGUGACAAAAGAGGAGAUCACAAUAGAGGUCAAACCACAGGAAGUGACAAAAGAGGAGAUCACUGUAGAGUUCAAACCACAGGAAGUGACAAAAGAGGAGAUCACAAUAGAGGUUACAGAAGAUGUAACUGUGGAAGAAGUACCAGAAGAGACAUUCAAGACAACAUUAGAGCAGGAAGCUCCAAUGUUCACCAUCCCCCUCACGGAUCAGUCCGAGACGGAGAAUAAGGUUGUUAAGUUAGUGGCGGAGUACACAGGACGUCCUCCACUGACAGUGACAUGGUACCUGGAUGGUGAUGAGAUUACUCCCAGCGAGGGUAUCGAGAUUGUCACCGAGGAGCGACAAACUGUCCUUACAUUUAGGGAGCUUUUCCCUGAGGAUGAAGGCGAAUAUUGGGUGGAGAUUGCUAAUGUCGCUGGAAAAAUUCGUUCCACAGCUUAUGUCACAGUACUUCCUUUUGAAGUUGAAGAGAAACCAAAAGAGACUACUGUUGAAAUAACAACAAAACUAACUGAAGAAACUACAGAAGAGGUCAAGGAGGUCACUGCCAUGGAGAUUGAAUUCACAGAAAAAACAAAAGAGGUUGUAUCUAUGGAGAUUGAAGUGGAGGAGGAGAAACCAUCAGACCUAACAACUGUUGAAAUAGAGGUCAAGGAUCAACCUAAAAGCACUGUUUCUAUGGAGAUUGAGGUUGAAGAACAGCCAUCAGAAAUUAGUGUCACUGAAGUAGAGGUCAAGGAGAAACCGACCGAAAAGGUCACAACAGAAAUCCAUGUUACUAAAGAUGAAGAAUCUACCCUAACCUUUGAAGUUGAAAAACCAUCUAAACCAGAUACAAAAGAAAGAGAAAUUCCGGAGAUAGCUCCGGCCCCCAAAGAGGUCGAAGAAGGGGUCCCUGAAGCUCCCCGUUUCAUAGAGACCCUCCAACAACAUAUCGAUGUGAUAGAAGGCACACCGGUCACAUUACAAUGUGUCACAGUGGGACAGCCUACUGUCACAUGGUACCAGGAUGAUGAGCCACUCGAAGAAAGCGAACAUUUUGUUGUGGAAUUUGACAGUGGCGUUUGUCGCUUAACUAUUAGUGACAUUUUCCUGGAGGAUGAAGCUGAAUAUAAAUGCACAGCAGUAAAUGAAUUUGGCAGUGCCAGUACUAUUGUAGAACUUUUCGUUGAAAAAACAGCCCCUCAACCAGAGGAAGAAGCUGAAUUAGUGCCUGCCGAGGAGACAAAAGUUUUGGAGGGUCAGGACAUUGAAGUACCUGAUAAAGUGAUUACAUCUACAACAGAAAUCACAACAUUAGACACUACUGGAAGUGAUAUUAUCACUUCUGAGACGGAGGAAGUUUCUUUCGAAAUCGUAACAAAGGAAACAGCAGAGACUGUUUCAGAAGAAUUUACGAUAGAAGAGACACCUCUUCCUGAGGAGAAGGAAGUUCCUCUCAAGGCGACAGUUCCCGAAGUCUCCCAAACGUUCACGGAGGAGACUGAGGUUUUGAUAAGCCAAAAAACUCAACCAGAGGAGGUUUCCCUCACAGCUACACUUCCAGAAGUCUCUGAGACUAUUACUGAAGAGACUGAGAUCUUAAUAAGUGAGGAAACCAAACCAGAAGACAUUAAAGAGGAAAUUACUAUUGAGGAACAACUGUGUCAGCCCAAGGAGGAACUUCCUCAGUUCGAGGAGGCUCCAGAGGAGGAGAAACCAGAUAUAAUUGAACAGGAAGAGGAAGUGCCUACCUCGCUCACUGGGGAGGCUCCAGUAUUUACAACAAAAUUACAACAUUUUAAUAUUCCUGAAGGACAAACAGUUAAAUUUAUCUGUAUUGUUAAAGGAAUACCCCGCCCAGAUGUCACAUGGAUCCUUGACGAUCAUCCAAUCACAGAUGCUGUUACAUACAAGACAGAAUAUCUUUCUGAUGGUACUUGCACUUUAGAAAUAGAAGAAACCUUUAAAGAGGAUGAAGGAGAAUACAUAUGUAAAGCCACCAAUACAUUUGGUUCAGCAAGAACAACAGCUAACUUGACACUGAAAGCUCAAGAGACAGAACAGCCAGUUGAAGAAAGUGAGGAGAUUUCUGCUGAUUUCAAGUUUGAUCUCCAAGAAAAACCAGAUGAAGGAGAAGAUGUUGAGGCUGAGUUCAGACUCAGUGAAACAGUUACAGAUAGUGUACAGGAUGUACAGGCUGAAUUCAGACUGAGUGAAACCUUGUCAGAAAAGGAGAGACUAACUGCAGAAGAAGAGAAAGAGAUAAUUUCAGAUGAAGAAAAGAGAAGAUCACUGUCUGUAUCCUCUGAAGAAAUGGAAGAAGAAAUCACUCCUAUUGAAGAGAAACCAGAAUCUCCAGUGACAAUCACUGUUGAAGAAAAAGAGAUAACUAAAUGUCCUGAAAUAGUCCAGUAUCUCCAAGACAUAUCUGCACAAGAUGGAGGCCAGGCACAGUUGGUUUGUAAAGUCACAGGCCUGCCACGCCCCACUGUCACAUGGUACAAGGGAGAGGAGAUGAUUUUCCCAUCAGAAGAAUUCAAAGUAUCCUAUGAAGGAGAUGAAUGCACACUAAUCAUCGCUGAUGUUUACCCUGAAGAUGCUGGACAGUACAAAGUUGUGGCUAAAAACGAUGUCGGAACGGCUAUGACAACUUGUGAUUUAUCUGUCUUAGCCCCAGAAGAGACAGUAGAAGAACCUGAAUGGUUGGCUCCAUCUUUUAUACAGAAACCUAAAUUCCAGACAGUGGAUGUUGGACAAACUGUUAUGUUUGAAGCCAAGAUUGUAGCCAAUCCAGGACCACAGAUCCACUGGACCAGGAAUGACAUACCAUUGUCCAGUGACAAGAAAAUCCAGAUAGAGACAAAACAAGAUGACCACUUGUAUCACACCACUAUCCAGCUGACCGAUGUUAUGCCUGAAGAUGCAGGAACUUACAAAGUGACCGCUCAAAAUGACUAUGGAGAGGCCAAUGUCUCUGUGUCACUUCUAGUCAAAAAACCCUCUGGUCCAGAACAAACAGACUUCCGAGAAAAACUACAGACUCAAGUGAAAUUUGCUGAAGAUGUUACAGGAGAAGAUGUAACAGAAGAACAACAGGCCGAACAGAAAGAUUUCAGAGAUAUUCUCAAGAAGGCUGACAUACUAGAAGCACCUGAGUUUGUUAAGACCAUCAAAAACCAGGAAAUACCUGAAGGUGAUGAGGUCAAAUUUGUCACAAAGGUCAAGGGUAAACCUGAACCAACAGUAACCUGGUUCCAUGACGACCAGACCAUUGUAUCUGAUGACAUCUACAAGGUCAUCCCUGGUGAAGAAGGUGAAAGUACUCUUCUACUUCCUGAAGCAUUCCCAGAGGAUUCUGGGAAAUACUCAGUCCAAGCUGAAAAUGAGGCAGGAAAAGCUGAAUGUUCAGCUGUUCUCAAGGUCAUCACUGAAGAUGAAUUGGAUGCAGGAGAAGAAGCACAAAAACCAGAAGUCAUUAAGAAAGUAGAAGUUGUAGAACAAGAAGCAGAACAACUAGACUUCAGGGAUGUUCUCAAAUCUCAAGUAAAAACAAAAGUUGGUGUGCAAUAUACAUAUGAGCAGUUGGAUUUCCGUACAGUUCUUAAAACUACAACUGUCAAGUCAAGGAAAUUUGAUGAAGAUGUUACUGGUGUUGAAACAACAGUCACAAUACAGGAAGCUGAACAAGUGGACUACAGAGAUGUUCUACAGAAGAAACAACCAGAAGAAGAUCAGGUUGCACCAGAGUUUGUAGUCAGUAUUGGAGACAUGAAGAUUCAGGAAGGUGAAUCUACCAAAUUUACAGUCAAAGCCAAAGGUCAACCAGCUCCAGAGAUCCAAUGGUUUGUCAACAAUGCACCAAUCAAAACUGAUGAUAUCUAUCAGGUGAUUCCUGGUGAAGAAGGGGAGAGUACUCUGGUACUUUCUGAAGCUUUCCCAGAAGACAGUGGUGUGUAUACAGUGAAGGCCAUUAAUGAAGCUGGACAAGCAGAAGCCACAGCUUUACUUACAGUUAAUGAACUUAUUGAGGCUGAGUCACCACAACCUGAGGAAGAAGAAGACAAAGAGGAAGUGACCUCAUUUGUAAUCAAACCAGAAGAUGAAACUGAGGCUGAGGUCACAGUUCAAAUAUCAGAGGAAAAAGAACAACCAAAAGAAGAUAUUGAGCUUGCCUCCUCACCUGUUGACCGCACGCCUACACAUAGUUACACAUGGACCCUCAUGUCCUCACCUUAUCCUGAUCAGCUUUCACAAACUCUUUUAAAGGAGGAGGUUAUAAUACAACCUGAGACAGAGGAGGAAGAAUCUUCUACAAGGUCUAUCCCUGAGGAUGUCAGUUAUGAGGCUUCCUUUGAAGAGGAUUAUACUGUGUCAGCUGACAUGUCAAUAGAGGAACCUACUCCUACUCAGCCAAAAGAUAUUGAGGCUGAGAGGUUGUUCCCUGAGGACAAUAUACCUGAACAACAAGAAGGUUUUGUCAUGGUAUCAGACGAUCUUAUUCCUGAAAAACCAACAGAAGAAGAAUUCACUAUCAUAUCAAAAGAAGAAAUUCCUUCUCUGGACCUCCCAAAAACUGCCUCUGAUGACGAUAAGGAUGUCAAACCAUACUCUGGUGGAUCUACAAGUUCAUUUGACGAGGAGAAACCUGGACUGAUUGAUAGACCAAUUAAACAGAAAACUGACGACGACAUAUCUAUCUCAAGUGAUGACAUGUCAGAAGAAGAUAUUGAGGAGGAUAUAUCUGUUUCUUCUGCCACAUCUGAGGAAGAAAUUGAAGAAAAAGGAUUUGAAGUAUUAAUGCCUGACAUUGUUCCCAAGGAAAAGGACCAGAAGAAAAAAGAUAUCUCUUCACAGGAGAUUCAAACUAAAGCUCCUGAAAGGGUUAUCCUUGAAGAUAUCCCAAUCCCAGAAGAUGCUAAAAAACCAAGUAAAGAAUUUGAGUUUGUUCUCAGUGAUGCAGAAAAGGGUAAACGAGUUCAACAGCAAGUUGAGGAAGAGAUUAUCUUACCUCACGAAGAACAACCUGAAUUCUUAACAAAGGACAUCACUGAACAAAUUGACAUUCCAGAAAAACCAACUCCUUCUGAUGUAAAAUUCCUAGGUCAGACAGAGGAAGGGGAGAUUACUGCUCCUGUCAAACCUCUUCAUGAAGAACAACCUGUGGAUAUCAGUGGAGGACAAAUAACUAAAACAUGGAGACCUGAUGUUAUAGAACAACCUACUUUACCAUCCAAUGAGCAAUACAGGGGAAGAAUUCAAGAAAAAGAGAUUACUGCCCCUGAAAGGGUUGUUAGGGAAGAAGAAUAUCCCGUUGAUAUUGAAGAGGAAGAUAUAUCUGAAGAAAGGAAACAAGAUAUUACUGAAGAACAAGAAGAUUAUGAGGUAGAUGAAAUGAUUAUCUAUGAAGAUCAAGAACAACCUGAAAACAUUGGAUUUAUAACACACACUAUUGACUAUCUUGAGACGGUCCCUGAGGAAGACUCGUUCAACUCCUCCCAGGAUGCUAGUUUCUCUGUAGAUGAUCAACCAGAUGGACCAACAGGGGAAGAUGUUGCUGUGGAGAAGGUCGUAAUGAGAGCUGUGAUUGAGGACCAAGAUAUUGAGGAAUCAAUUGAUAUAUCACAGGUGACCGAGACAUUUACAGCUGAUGUUUCUGAUGAGAUUGUUAUCCCACAAUUCCUCAGGGAUUUAUCAGACCAGGAAGUGACUGAAGGUGACACAGUGACCUUCAUUGUACAACUGGCAGGAUCUCCUUUCCCAGAAAUCUCAUGGUACAAAGAUGGUAAACUGAUUGAGUCAGGUGAUCAUUACAAGGUAGAGGUCAGAGGUAACUUUGCUUCUCUGAUUUUGAAAGAUGUGAUGCCUGAUGAUGAUGCAGAAUACACUGUCAAGGCCACUAAUGAAGCUGGUACAACAUCUAGUGUCGGACAACUCUUUGUUAAUCCAAUUGGUGAAGCACCAACAUUCAUCUCCAGAAUUGAUGACAAGGAGAUCGAGGUUGGAGCUCCCAUUGUCCUUGAAUGUCAAAUCAGAGGACAUCCUAAACCAAGAGUAUCCUGGCUUAAAGACGGAGAAGAAAUCAUAGGAGAUAGAUUCAUCUAUGAUGUCAACGAGGAAACUGCCAAACUAACAAUUUUAGACACAAUUCCCGAAGAUGAAGGAGAAUAUACCAUUAAAGCAAUAAAUGACAAAGGUGUCGCCACUAGUAGUGCUGAAGUACUCAUUCAAUUAGAGGCACCAAAAUUCACCGAUACAUUAAAGGAUGUCAGUGCUCAAUACUUAGACACUGCUGUUCUUGAAUGUAAUGUUCACGGUAAACCAACCCCUAAAGUGACAUGGUUAGCCAAUGAUGCAGUUAUUGAGGAAAGUGCCAAAUAUCACAUUAGACAAGAAGGUGAUCAUGCCGUGUUGGAAAUUCAUGAUGUUUCAUUAGAGGACUCUGACAUUGUUUACUCUUGCCGUGCAGAAAACGCUGCUGGAGAAAUCAUAUGUUCAGCUAAUGUUGAGACACAAGAAAUUUCACCAGAAACACGAGAAUCACCAGAAAAAGUUCCUAGUACAGAUGAGGCUGUGAAAGGAGAGGACACUGCUGUUAUUGUCACUGAAGGCAAAGCACCAGAAUUUCUACUCAAGAUACAAACAGAGACAGUUGAACAAGGUGAACUUGCUGAUUUCAACGUAGAAGUUAUAGGAACACCAAGACCAGAAAUCCAUUGGUUGUACAAUGGCAUUGAGAUCCUACCAGACAAACGUCAUGCUAUAUUUGACGAGAACAACUUAUCCCACCUACAAGUGUAUGACAUUGACGAGGCUGUACGAGGUACAUACUCCGUGGAGGCUACCAAUGAUUAUGGUACUGCCACAUGUAGUGCUGAAUUGGUGGUCAAAACACAACCAGAAGAGAUUACACAAGAACUCCUAGCUCCUAAGUUCAUUGUUGAGAUACAAACAGUGGAAGCUACAAUCGGAGAAACAGCCAAAUUUACAUGUAAAGCUCAAGGUCAACCCAAACCACAAAUUCUGUGGUUCAAAAAUGACAAAGAAAUCACUAAAGAUGACAACAGAUUUAGUAUACAGUAUGGUGAUGAGGAAGGGGAGGAAACUCUUCUUAUUGUUGACGUUUUACCUGAACAUGAUGGAACAUACACAGUAGAAGCUAAGAACACUGCUGGUACUACUAAAUCUAAAGCUGAACUCUUUGUUGAAGAAGUCCGAGAGGACAAACCCUCAGCUCCAGAGUUCAUCAGAGUACCAGAAAAAGUUUCUGCUAGACAACAUGAUACAGCUCAGUUCAUGGUCAAGGUCAUUGGAACACCCAAACCUAAAGUUGUAUGGAAGAAAGACAACAUGAUAUUGGAAGACAAAGAACUCUACCAAUUGGAAAAGUAUGAGGACCAAUACUGUUUUGAGGUGAAGGACAGUGACGUAGUGGAUGCCGGUGUCUACACUUGUGUUGCUACUAAUGAAGUAGGGGAGGUUACUGUUGACAUUCCGCUGAUUGUCAAUGAGAUAGACCGUGACAAGAGACUAUCAGAAUCCCCACUGGUCCUCCGUCACCAAGACACGUCACAAGCACCAGAAUUCACCCAGAUCUUUGAGGCUGUAACUGUAAUGGAAGAUAAACCAUUAGAGUUAACAUGCAAAGUUACUGGACUUCCACGACCUGAGAUCACAUGGCUGAAGAACAACAAAGAGAUUGCUCAAUCUCCCAAUGUUAAAAUGUCAUACGAUGAUGAUACAUGUACACUGAAGAUAAAGAAAACUAACAUCAUGGACCAUGAAGGAGAAUACAAAGUGAUUGCUGAAAAUCCAGCAGGUAUGGCUGAUGUAACAGCACCAGUCACUAUUGAGGGUAAAACAGAAAAACCUGAAUUCACACGUAAACUUAACAACCGUGAUGUCAAAGAAGGUAGACCAGUCAAAUUUGAAUGUUCUGCCAAGGGUAUCCCUGCACCUGAUAUAACAUGGUUCCUGAAUAACAAGCCUGUAGAAGGUGUACGAUUCCACACAGAUGUCCGUAAGAGUUUCUCUGACACAAUUUAUAGUCUCAGUAUUGAUAAGACAGAGAUUGAAGAUGCUGGAGAAGUGAAAGCCAUUGCUAAGAACAAAGCAGGAGAGGCUGUUACCAUUGCCAAACUCCUUGUAGAAGAGAAAAAAGAAGCUCCUAAAUUUGUAAGAAAAUUGGACACAGUGAACGUUGUUGAGAAUGAUACCGCCAUACUGGAGGUGGAAGUCACAGGAAAACCAAAACCACAUGUCACAUGGUUGACAAUGGACAAAGAAAUCCCUGACACAGACAGAACAAAGAUAGAGGUCGACGGUAACAUCCACAGACUCACUAUCAAAGAUACCAAGAAAACAGACGAGGCCCUGUACACAGCACGUGCCAGCAACCCAGCUGGUCAGGUGUCAUGUAACGGCAGAGUCAAGAUACAACCUGCUAGAAGACCUUCCAUAGUAACAAAAAUGGCCGACACCUUACUUCCAGAAAAUGCUCCUGCCAAAUUUGAAUGUCAAGUAGAAGGACUUCCUCUACCUAAUGUUAAAUGGUUUAUCAAUGAUAAGGAGAUAGAGGAAGGAGAGGAUGUUCACAUCAGAUUUGACAGACGUAGGAGUACUUACACACUGGAGAUUGACAAUGCCACACCCGAGAUGCAGGGUCUUCUCAAAGCUGUGGCUGCCAAUGCCAUGGGAGAACAACUAAUGACAGCUAACCUUGAAGUCAGAGGUCAAGCUCCUAAGUUUGAAGAAACACCACUCAAAUGUACCAUACUGGAAGGUGAAUCUGGAAUGUUCCGAUGUUUGGUAUCUGGUGAACCUGCUCCAGAAAUUCUCUGGUCCAAGGGUAAAUGGAAUAAAAUCAAAGAUGGUGGAAAAUACAAACUUUACAAGGACGAGACAACAGGUGAAGAUGUCUUAGAAAUAACUGACAUCAAGAAGAAAGAUGCUGGAACAUACCUGGUCACAGUUAAGAAUGAGCAUGGUACGACCGAUGCACCAGCAACUCUUAUUGUAACAGACAAACCUGAGGAUGUACAAGAUUGGAAGGACAUGCUCAAACACAGAGAAAUAGAAAGAAGACAGAUUGACGAAGAAGAACUUUUACUUCCCAACCUUAAACAUGUAGAGCUGGAGGAAGCCGCACCUGAAGAAAAGAAGAAGUUUACACCUGGCUUUAUGGAACACGAUGAACCUGUCGCAUUUGAAAUAUUCAAGAAAAGACGAGAAUCUCAGCUGGCUCAAAUCCCAGAGCGAUCAGAGCCAGAGAAGACAAAGAGAGAAAAACCAGAACUAGAGACCUAUGAAAAACCUAAACCUGAAGAGAAAUCUCCUGAAAAAGUGGAAGAAAAGGAGAAAGAAAAAUAUGUCAGAGGAGUUAAACCAAAGGAGAUUGAAGAAGUUGAAGAUUUCCAACUCAAAAUACCUAAGGCUGAUUGGAAGUUUAUAACUCCUCUCAAAGACACAACAGUCAAGGAAACAGAAGAAGCCAUCUUUGAAUGUGAAUUGAACAUUUCAAACGUUUCUGUGACCUGGACUGUCAAAGAUCAGGUGAUAGAACAAAGUCCAAAGUACAUCAUCAAAUCUGACAAGACCAAACAUACUCUCAUCAUUGCCAAAUGUCUGCCUAAAGACAAGGGGGAGAUAACUUGCUCCUUUGCUAAUUUACAGACCAAGGCUAAAUUGACAGUUGAAGAAGUGCCAGCGGAGUUCAUCUUGAAGCUGGAGGAUGCCACGGUUGAAUCAAACCAAGAUGCCACCUUCACUUGCAAGGUCAACAAAGAAGAUGUAGAGGUCAACUGGUUGAUUGACAACAAAGAGGUACCAGAUUCACCAAAAUAUGAUGUGAAGCAUGAAGAUGUGACACAUUCCCUGACUAUUAAGGAUAUAGAUGUCAGUGAUUCAUGUGAAGUGUCAGCAGUAUUUGGUGAUGCAUCAACAUCAGCCAAACUUGUUGUCCAAGACGUAGCUGCUGAUUUCUCCGUGCCACUUAAAGAUGCCACUGGUCUUGAGAACUCAACAGUAGAAUUUGUCUGUGAGUUGACCAUACCCUCAGAUGAUGUACAAUGGUUCCUGAACGAUAAACCAUUAAAAGAAAGUAAUAAAGUCAAAAUCAUUAAAGACGGCAAGAACCACAGAGCUGUUAUUAGUAAUGUCAGCAUUGAGGAUGAAGGUCAAAUAUCAGUUACUGUUGGUGACAAGAAAUCAACAGCUGGUCUCUAUGUUGAUGAAGUUGCACCUGAAUUCACCAAGCCAUUAUCAGAUGCUACCAUUUUGGAGGGAGAAACUGUAGAGUUGACUUGUGAGGUCAACAAAGAGGGUGCCACUGUCAAAUGGUUUUCAGAUGCCAAAGAAAUCACUGAUGAUGAUAAGUUUGAAAUUAUCACUGAAGCUACAGUACACAAACUCCGUCUAAAAGACGCCUCAUUAUCAGACGCUGCUGAAAUUACAGCAAAGGUCGAAGAUCAGAAAACUACAGCAAAACUCAGUAUUGAAGAUACUCCUGUUGAAUUCCUUGCUAAACUAACAGAACAGUUUGUUGAGGAAGACCAAGAAUGUAUUUUUACGUGUGUUGUUGACCGUGAAGAUGUGACGGUUGAUUGGUUCCAUAAUGACUUACCUUUGUUGCCUAGCGACAAGCAUGUGGUUAAGGAUGAGAAAAAGAUGCACACUCUAGUCAUAAAAAAUACUGAUCACUCCGACAUUGGUGAAUAUACAGUUGUCGUGGGUGACAGUAGAAGUUCAGCCAAGCUGAAUCUCGAUGCAUCACCCGUUUCCAUAGUAACACCUCUAAAACAAACGGAAGGUUUUGAACAGCAGAAUGCAACAAUGUCUUGUGAACUUUCUCGUCGCACUACUGAAGCAAUAUGGCUGAAAGGAAACGACAUAUUAGAAGAUUCAGACAAAUAUCGAAUGACAUGGGAUAGUUGCAUGCACAGUUUAACGAUAGUCAAUUUAAAUUUUGAUGAUGAGGCCGAAUAUUCCCUUAUUGUUGGUGAUAAGCGCACAUCUGCUUUUUUGUUGGUCGAAGGGAUGUACAGUAGAGUAGAAAGUGAUAUUGAUGACUCGGAUCAUUUUUCAGAAUCUCAGGGAUCUAUAUUGCUGAUUUGGACAUACAUUCUACAUAUGUUGUGUGCAUGGGAUUUUUGCCUUCCAGAUCUACCUCUUAAUAUGACACUAACUGUCAGUCGAUUGAGAAAAAGACACGAACAUAUAGCGUCAUUUAUGUGCUCAGUAUCAAAAAGUGAUAUUCUCGUCGAUUGGUACAAAGACGAGCACGAAUUAUAUCCUUCUGACAAGUAUGAGUUCGUAGAAGCUGAAUGUGUGCAUGGUUUAAUUAUUCAUGAUUUAUGCAUGGCUGAUUAUGGCAGUUACUGUGUUGUGAUUGGACGGAAAAGAAAUAUGCAUGGUGACCACUUGACCAUGGGAGAGGCCCCAGUACAAUUCAUUAUACCUCUGGAGGAAGCCACUGUCCUGGAGGGAGAGAGCGUGACCUUCACAUGUGAGACCACUGAUGAAAUGGCACCAGCCAAAUGGUACAAAGAUGGCAAAGAAAUCGUCCCAUCUGACCAUAUGCAAACUGAAACAAAGGGCAAGGUCCAUAAAUUGAUUAUACCCAAAGCUGACAUUGAUGACCGAGCAGAAUAUACUGUACAGGUCAAGGACAAGACUAGCAAAGCACCAUUGUUUGUUGAAGAAAAACCAUUGAAAAUUACCAAACCACUUAGUGAGAGAUACAACUCUGUGGAAGGUGACACUUUGACCUUGGUUUGUGAGGUCAACAAGCCUGGAGUUGUUGCUAUGUGGCUGAAGGAUGGAGAGCAGAUAACUAUCACUGAUGGUUACGAGAUCACAGUUGAUGGUAAUCGUCACAUCCUUACCAUACCAGACGUCACUUUAGAUGAUGAAGCUGAAUACACCAUUAUGAUUGGUUCAGAGGAGUCCACUGGACUGGUUCUUAUAGAAGAAACUGCAGCUGGAUUUACUCACAGAUUGAGUGAUACUGACGUAAACGAAGGUGAAAUGAUUCAACUAGAAUGUACAUUGAGUCGCCCAGAUGUCAAGGUCAGAUGGCUGAAAAAUCGUAAACCAUUGACACCUAGCGAUCGUAUCAAGAUAUUAUGUGAUCGUUAUAGGCAUGUCCUACAGAUUAUGGAAGCUAUCCCUGAGGAUGAGGGCGAAUAUACCAUAGAAAUUACUGAGAAUAUUGAAAGUUCUGCUGCAAUUAGAAUCAGAGAACUGACACCCAGCUUUAUCAAAAAACUUAUGAACAAGAUAUCAAAAGAAAAAGACUCAGUUAUACUGGAAUGUGAACUGAACAAACCAAAUAUUCCUGUUAGAUGGCUCAAAGAUGGUGUGGAACUGGUGCCUAGUGAUAGAAUCAGAUUCGUAUCUGAUGGAAACAUUCAUCGACUCAUCAUUGAUGAUGCCACACUAGAGGACAGUGGCACAUAUACUUGUGUAUGUGGCUCUGUAACUACGGAGGCAACUCUUGGUAUAGAUGAAUUACCAGCAGAAUUCAAGAGACCUCUAAAAGACAUCACAGCCAAGGAAGAAGACCAAGUUAUAUUGGAAUGUGAACUAUCUAAACCUAACAAACCUGUCAAAUGGACCAAAGAUGGGAAGGAUAUUGUCCCUGAUGACCACGUCCACUUCUCUGCUGACCUGUCCACACAUCAGAUGUCAAUAGACAAUGUCAGUCUAGAUGACAAGGGAGAUUACACAUGUGUUUGUGGGGAUGUGGCUACAGAAGCUAAACUUGUCAUUCAAGAACUACCAACUGGAGUGAAGAAACCACUAAAGGAUGUCACUGUGAAAGAAAAGGAACAAGUGAUCUUAGAAUGUGAACUGACUCGACCAAACAAACCUGUUAAGUGGUUCAAAGAUAUCAAAGAAAUUAAGCCUGACGAACACAUCCAUUUCAAUGUUGACAUGUUCACACACCAACUGGUUCUGACUGAUGUGAACCUACAUGACACUGGUGUCUACAAACUGGUGUGUGGUGAUGUGUCAACCGAGGCCAAGAUUGUUGUAGAAGAACUACCAACAGAAUUCACUAAACCAUUGGCUGAUGUCACGGUUACUGAAAAAGAAACUGUUUGUUUGGAAUGUGAGGUGUCUAAAGCCAACAAACCAGGCAAAUGGUUCAAGAAUGGCCAAGAAAUGAAACAGGAUGACAAUGUUAAGUUUGUUACCUAUGACAAAACCCAUCGUCUUAUCAUAAAAUCUGCUGUUUUAGACGACGAGGCAGAGUACACAGUGGAGGUUGAGGGACAGACAUCUAAGUCUCAACUCUAUGUGGAAGAGGGACCAGUAGAAUUCCUCAGGCCAUUGAAGGAAGUACAGGUAAUGGAAAAGGAACCAGCCACACUUGAAUGUGAGGUCAAUAAACCAGACCUUGUUGCUAAGUGGUUCCUGGACGACCAAGAAAUAACUGGAUCAGACCGGGUAGAACUGGUUGUGUAUAGCACCAUCCACCAACUCAUUCUUCACUCAACAUCAUUGGAAGAUGAAGGGAAAUACUCUGUAACCAUUGAAGGAGCUAAAUGUGCCACUACUCUGCUUGUUGAUGAACCCCCAGCUGAGCUUGUGACUCGCCUGCAUGAUUUAAUUGUGCCAGAGAAGGGAACUGCUGUGUUUGAAUGUGAAGUUUCCCGUCCUUGGGCCAGAGCUAAUUGGUUCAAAGAUGGCGAGCCUAUAACUGUUUCUGAUGGUUAUGACAUCCGUGUGGAUGGCACACGCCAUCUUUUAUAUCUGCCUAAAAUAUCAAAAGAAGAUGUUGGAAGAUACACUGUAAAAAUUGAUGAUAAAGAAACCACUGCUAGACUAAGGGUUAAAGAACUACCUCUGAAAAUUGUGAAACCAUUACAAAAAGUAGAGGUCAGUGAAAAGGAACAAGUGACCUUGACCUGUGAGGUCAACAAACCCAACAUUAAGGCCAAAUGGUUCAAGGACAAAGAAGAGGUAGAAACCUCAGAGAACAUACAUAUAACAACACAGGAGACUGUUCACACACUGAAGAUUACAGAGGCAACAUUAGAAGAUGCUGGACUUUACAAAUUCCAAAUCGAGGACAAAUAUUCUCAAGCAAAGGUCAAAGUCCAAGAACUACCUCUACAAUUUACUAAGCCACUUUCUGACAUUGAGGUCAUGGAAGGUCAAGAAGCUACUCUAGAAUGUGCAGUUUCCAGAUCAGAUCUACCAGCUAAGUGGUUAUGUAAAGGCAAAGCACUGCCAAAGGACAACAGAAUAACAACUACCUGUGAUAAGAACACUCACAAACUUGUCAUGCAGUCUGUUACAAUGGAUGAUCAAAAUGAAUACUCUGUUAAAAUUGGAGAUAAAGUAUCCAAAGCAAAACUCUUUGUUGAAGAAGAAGCAGUUGAAUUUGUCAGAAAACUCACAGACGUUGAAGUUCAUGAAAUUCCAUCCAAGGCAAUAUUUGAAUGUGAACUAUCGAAACCUAAUAUCACAGUCAAAUGGUUUAAAGACAACAAAGCUCUCCCAUCAGACAAAAAAUAUAAGAUGGUGGUUGAGGGUCCAGUACACAGACUAGAGAUCUGUGACGUGGACGGUGAAGAUGAGGGAGACUACUCUAUCAUUGCUAGGGGAAAGAACUCAGAGGCAGAACUCAUCGUAGAAGUUGCACCUGAGCUCUUCCUGGACAAGAACUUCCAGGAGUCUAUCACAUUGAAAGCUGGCCAGUCAACUGCUUUCGAAAUACCAUUCAAGGGUAAUCCUCAACCCAAGGUCAUCUGGACAUUUAAUGAUGGGGAACUACCCAAGGACAAGAGAUUAGAAACACAGACUAUUCAUAACAUGACCACAAUGAGGCUUGCAAAGGCCAAACGACCAGACGCAGGAAAUUAUAAACUAACCUUGGAGAAUCCUAGAGGAAAAACAUCAGUCGACAUCAAAAUGAUUGUUCUAGACAAACCAAGCCCACCUCAAAAUCUGACAGCCCCAGAGAUAUUAGCUGAUUCUAUCACACUAAAAUGGGAGGCCCCAGAGGACAACGGAGGAAGUGACAUCACAGGAUACCUCAUAGAGAAAAGAGAAUUUAACAGACGAUCUUGGCAGGAAGUAGAAAAGGUCAAGGACCUAGAAUAUACUGUUGGCAAGUUAUUGGAAGGAAACCAGUAUUACUUCCGUGUGUUUGCUCAGAAUGAAAUAGGAAUGAGUGAACCAGUAGAAUUUAAAGAACCAAUUACUGCCAAAAAUCCAUUCACUGUUCCAGAUGUACCUGCAGCACCAACAGCAUCUGAUAUGAUAGCAACAUCCUGUACAGUGUCAUGGCAACCACCAGCCAAUGAUGGAGGUGCUCCAAUCACUGGUUAUCAACUGGAGAGACAAUCUGGCUUCAGUCCUCGAUGGGCUCCUGUCAACAAAGAUAUAAUAGAAGGAACAACCUAUGACCUUUCUGACCUUGUUGAAGACAAUACUUAUAUAUUCAGGGUCAAAGCUGUCAAUAAAGCAGGACCCAGUAAUCCUAGUGAACCAUCAGAAACAUACAAGGCCAAGAAUCCAUGGACAAAACCUGGAAAACCAGAGGCCCCAGAAAUUAUGGGAACUGACAAUUCCUCAGUUGCUCUUAAAUGGGCUCCACCUGCUGAAGAUGGAGGUGCUCCUAUCACUAAUUAUGUCAUUGAAUACAAACCUGUCGAUGCCUUCCGUUGGAUCAAGGCCAAUGAGACUCAGACUGUGACUGAGACAACCUUCAGUGUGACCGGUCUAAAGGAGGGAAGUCAGCUAGAGUUCCGUGUGGCAGCACAGAACAAAGCAGGUGUUGGUGAGGCCUCAGAACCUACCAAACCUGUUAAAGUAGAGGCUCCUUUGGUUGGAGAAGCACCAAAACUCCUGGAACCCUUACAAGAUACCACCAUUGUAUCACCUAAUGAUGCCACCCUAGAAUGUGAUCUCCUACUGGGAGAACCAGAGGCAGAAAUCACAUGGUUUAAGGGUAAGAAGGAGGUGAAAAAGAGCCCUAAAUAUGAGAUGAGUUAUGAAGAUGAGGUUGCUGGCCUUACCAUCCAUCAAACCAAACCAGAUGAUGCUGGUGUUUACAGUUGCCAGGCAACCAAUAUCAUUGGACAAGUACAAACAGAAGGAACACUCUCUGUACAUACUCUCCCUCAACUUGAUUAUGACAACAAACUGAAGAGUAAGCAGUCCAUCAAGGCAGGAGGCUCUUUGUCAUUGACUGUUAACAUCAGUGGUAUACCAUCACCUAAAGUCGCAUGGCUUCUAAAUGGAGAAACAAUAGAAAAGUCACCACGUCUUACAAUGGAAACAACAGAAGAGUUCUCUAUCCUGACCAUAAAGAAUGCCACACUAGAGGACGCUGGAAAUUAUAAAAUUACAGCAGAAAAUGUUGUUGGAAAAGCUGAAGCUGACUUUGAAAUAGUUGUUAAAGACAAACCAUCCAAACCAAACAACUUAUCUGUACCUGAAGUCCAGAAAGAUUCUGCCUUGUUGUCAUGGGAACAACCCAGUGACUUGGGGGGAUGUGACAUUACAGAUUACAUCAUUGAAAAACGUGAUGCCAAGAGAAACACCUGGACACCGGUUGACAAAGUUGAUAAAUCCACAUUCUCUUACAAUGUUAUGAAGCUAUUGGAAGGAAAUGAAUAUUACUUCCGUGUUAUAGCUAAAAAUGAGAUCGGUUCAAGUGAACCAGCAGAAAUGGACAAAGGCACUGUUGCUAAGAGUCCAUUUGAUGUCCCCGAUGCACCACAGAAUCUACAGCCAUCAGAAAUUACAAAAUCAUCUAUGACCUUGACUUGGGAACAACCAGAAAACAAUGGAGGUUCUCCUGUCAUUGGUUACAUGGUAGAACGUAAACCAGCUGACAGUACAAGAUGGACAAAAGUCAACAAGAAAUCCCUCUCAGAUACAAUGUUUACAGCUAUGGACUUAGUUGAAGGAUCUAAAUAUGAGUUCCGUGUGUCAGCAGAAAAUGCUGCUGGUAUCGGCAAGCCAAGUCAACCAACUGGACCAAUCUUGGCUAAAAAUCAAUUUGAAAAACCAGAUGCACCAAGACAGCCGGAAAUAACAGAAGUUACUAAGAAUUCCAUCUCUCUUAAAUGGGUAGCACCAGAAAAAGAUGGAGGAAGUCCUAUCUUCAAUUAUGUCAUUGAAUCCAAACCACCAAGGUCACAUAAAUGGGUACCAGUCACACAUAACAUCCAGGUACCAGAUUGUGCCUUCACAAUAAAAGAUCUAACUGAAGGAUUUGAGUAUGAGUUCCGUGUUCUUGCUGAGAACAAGGCUGGAUUAAGUAAACCUUCACCAUCUACAGGUCCUGUCUUAGCCAAGGAACCAAUAAUUGGAGAAGCACCAUCAGUACUCGAGGGAAUCCCAGAUGUGUCUGUCUUACUUGGAGAAGCCACAACAUUGGAAUGUAAAAUCAACGGACAGCCACAACCAUCUGUGGAAUGGUCCAAAGACAACAAAACCAUUCCUUCCACUAAGAAAUAUGAGACUAGCUAUGACAACAUGGUAGCCUCAUUGACCUUGAGAGAGGUCACAGAGAAGGAUGCUGGGACAUACAAAUGUGAGGCCUCCAAUGAUUUAGGUUCUGUCUCAACCUCAGGACAACUAGAGGUUCAGGCUGCACCAAAACUGGAAUAUGAUAAUAAAUUUAGAGACUUAAUCACUCUACGCAGUGGAACAUCACUAAGAAUUCCAGUAACAGUGAGUGGAAUUCCUAAACCUUCUGUCACAUGGUGUAAAGAUGACCAGACCAUCAAACCAUCAAGUCGUCUUAACCUUGAUACUACCCCCACAGGAAGUACUUUACAAGUCAAGAAAGCUACCAGAGAAGAUGAUGGCAUGUAUGCAAUCAUGGCUGAAAAUGAGGCUGGUGAUGCCAAGGCAACCUUCGAUGUAGAGGUCACAGACAUCCCUGGUCCCCCUGAAGGACCAAUAGAGGUCACAGACCUUCUCAAAGAUAGUGUCACACUGUCAUGGCAACCACCUAAAGAUGAUGGUGGAUCAGAUAUUAAACAAUACCAUGUAGACAUGCGUGAACAGAACCGAUCACAAUGGACUAAAGUAGGAUCUGUCAAAGCACCAACCACAACUAUAACACCAAGUAGAUUAAUGGACGGAAAACAAUACAUGUUUAGAGUAACUGCUGAAAAUGACAUUGGAGUUUCCAAACCAUUGGAGACAUCUGAAUCAGUUAUUCCAAAGAGUCCAUUUGGCAAACCAUCAAAACCAGAAGGACCAUUGACUGCAUCUGACAUCACAGCUGAUAAUGUCAAAUUGUCAUGGCAACCAUCAAAAUCAGAUGGAGGCUCACCAAUCAAAGAAUACAUUGUAGAGAAGUAUGACAAGAGACGUUUAUCUUGGACUAAGGUUGGAAGCGUUGAUGAUCAAACAUUGAGUUUUGUUGUUCCUAAGUUGAUAGAAGGAACUCCAUACCAGUUCAGAGUAUUGGCUGUAAACGCUGAAGGAGCAAGUGAGGCUCUUGUUACUGACGCAGAAAUCAAACCUAAACAACAACCAACUACACCAGCUAAGCCAGUUGGACCAAUCAAAUUCACCAAUGUACUUGGUGAUGAAGUGACCUUGAACUGGUCACCUCCAAAGAAAGAUGGAGGCUCACCAGUAACAUCUUACAAACUUGAGAUAUCAGAAGAUGGUAAAACAUGGACACCACUUGAUAUUACUGAUACUACUAAAUAUACAGCCAAGGGUCUUAAAGAUGGACAGAAAUACUUCUUCCGUGUAUUAGCAAUCAAUGACGUGGGAGAAGGAGAGUUGUUGGUAUCUGAUGUAGUUAUACCAAAAAAACCAAUUGGCAAACCAUCACAACCAAUGGGACCACUUGAAAUGACUGAUGUCACAAAAGAUUCAAUCACACUUCACUGGUCACCACCCAAAGAAGAUGGUGGAAGUCCAAUCACUUCCUAUGUUAUUGAAAAACAAGACAAAAAACGCAAGACAUGGAUACCUGUCCAGAAAGUGGACGGUGAAAUCAAUCAGCUGAGAGUAGACAAAUUACAAAAAGGAACAGAAUAUAUGUUCCGUGUACGUGCUGAAAAUAAAUCAGGACUUGGGGAGCCAUUAGAGGCUGAUAAAGCUGUAUUGCCAAAGAGUCCAUUCUCCAAACCAUCAGCACCACUUGGACCAAUUACAAUCAGUAAUGUCACUGAGAGUUCUGCCGACAUCGAAUGGGAAGCACCCGAACAAGACGGUGGUGCUCCAAUAGAAAAAUACCAGAUUGAAUAUAGACCAGCUAAUAGAUCAACAUGGACAAAGGCUGGAACUGUAGAUGGAAACACCUACAAGUUCAAUGUUAAAGAUCUAAAGGAAGGUCAAGAUUAUUACUUCCGGGUCACAGCCAUUAACAGUGAAGGAUCUGGUUCCCCCUUGGAAUCAGCUGAUAUGGCCAAACCAAGAAAAAUUAUUGAAAAACCAGGUCCACCAGAAAAACUGACCACUGCCAAAGUAGGUCCUGACUUUGUUACAUUGGACUGGACACCACCAUCAAAAACUGGAGGUGAAAAGAUCAAAGGAUACAUUGUCAAGAUGAAGGAAGGACCCUCAGAUGAGUGGACUACUGUUGCUACAGUAAAACCAUUUGAUAAUAGCUACAAGGUUGCCAACUUGAAAGAUGGAGUUGAGUACACCUUUGCUGUAGCAGCUGAGAACUCUGUAGGUCAAGGUGAUAUUUGUAUGCUUGAUUCUACAGUAGUUCCCAAGAAACCUGCAGGACCACCAGAAAAACCAGUUGGACCAUUAGAUACAUCAGACAUAACUAAAACCUCAGUCAAGUUGUCAUGGAAACCUCCAACUAAAGAUGGUGGCUCACCAUUGACUGGCUACAUCAUAGAGAAGAAGGAAGGCAGACGUACAACCUGGUCCCUUGUUGAUAAGAUCAGUCCUGAUGAUACAACAUACACAGUAAAGAACCUGACAGAAGGAACAGAUUACAUGUUCCAUGUCAUAGCAGAAAACAAACUUGGAAGAAGUCCAGCUCUAGAGACAGACAAAACAGUUGUUCCUAAGAGUGAAUUUGACAAACCAGGCAAACCAGUAGGCCCAUUAGCAUUCUCUGACAUAACCAAGGAUUCAGUCACACUAUCAUGGAGCCCACCAACCAAGGAUGGUGGACGUCCAAUAACUAGUUACAUCAUAGAGGCUAAAGACUCUAAACGUACAACAUGGUCCAAAUGUGGAGAUGUCAGUGCAGACGCUACCAUCUUUAUUGCUGACAAACUUCUGGAAGGUGGUGACUAUUACUUCAGAGUUUCAGCUGUCAAUGACGAAGGACCUGGAGCUCCAUUGGAGUCUGUCAAAUCUGUCAGACCUCAAAAACAACUAGAAGCACCACAAGCACCAGAAAAUUUGAAGAUAAAAAGCAAGAACACUGACAAGGUGACCUUGGAAUGGAAAGCACCCAAGGACAUUGGUGGAUCAAAGGUCACUGGAUACCAGAUAUUCAUGAAAGAAGAUGAUUCUGCCGACUGGAAAAAGAUUGGAAGUGUUGGAUCAUUUGACACUUCCUACACAGCCAAAAACCUCAAAACUAACAAACCUUACAAGUUUGCAGUUUCUGCAGAAAACAAAAUUGGCCAAGGACAACUUGCAGAGCUAGAGACUCCAGUCACUCUUCACAAGAAACCAGAAAAACCAUCAGCACCACAAGGACCAAUCAAAUUCUCUGAUAUAACAAAGACAUCUGUUACAUUGUCAUGGCAACCACCAAAGGAUGAUGGCGGAUCACCAAUCACAGUAUACCAUAUAGAAAUGAAGGAAGUAAGAGACAGAACCUGGUCAAAGGUUGACAAGAUCAAACCAGAUAUAACAACAUACUGUGCUCAGAGAUUGAAGACCAAUGCAGAAUAUGUGUUCAGAGUAAUGGCCGUUAAUGAAGUAGGAGUUUCUGAACCACUUACUUCAGAAACUGUUAUUCCUAAGAGUGCUUUUGACAAACCAAGUGCACCUGAAGGUCCAUUUGAAGUUGCAGACCUAACAGAAAAAUCUGCUUUGUUGUCAUGGAAACCACCAAAGUCAGGUGGAGGCUUGCCUCUUUCUGGUUACAUUAUUGAAAGAAAAGACAACAAACGUCCUAACUGGGUCAAAGUUGACAAAGUAUCACCUGAGACAACAACCUACAAAGCAAACAACAUGUUGGAAGGAAACACAUACACAUACCGUGUUCUGGCUGAGAAUGAAGAAGGUGUUGGACCAGCGUUGGAAACAAGAGAAUCCAUCAAACCAACAAAACAAGCAGCUGUCCCAGAAUCCCCAAAAGGACCACUCAAAGUAUCAGACAUCAAACCAACAUCAUGUGACCUAACAUGGAAGUCACCUGACAAUGAUGGCGGAGCACCAAUUGUUGAGUUUGUUAUUGAAUCUUCAACAAACGGUGAGGACUGGAUUCAAGUUGGAAAAGUAGAUAAAUUUAGCAAUGCUUUCACAGUUAAAGAACUUGAGGAUGGUAAACAGUACAGCUUCAGAGUUUGUGCUGUUAACAAAGUUGGACCCGGUAAACCUCUGACUUCAGAUUCUGUUAAAAUACAAAAAGCACCAUCUGUUCCUGAGAAACCAGAAGGACCACUAGAGGUCACAGACAUUAAUAAGGAUUCCAUGACAUUGUCAUGGCAACCACCAAAAUCAGAUGGAAAUUCACCAAUCACAGGUUACAUCAUUGAGAAACGUGAACCAUCUAGAAACUUAUGGUCCUCAGUGAAACGUGUCAGUGGAGAUGUGACAUCUUGUGUUGCUGACAAACUCCAGGAAGGAAAAGAAUAUAUCUACAGAGUCACAGCCGAGAACAAAGUGGGUCAGAGUAAACCAUUGGAAUCUGAAAAGCCACAGAAAGCCAAGAGUCCUUAUGACAAACCAUCAGCACCUGAAGGUCCAAUAGAGAUCACUGAUGUAACAGAGAAAUCUGCUGUAUUGUCAUGGAAACCACCAAAAAGUGAUGGUGGAUCACCACUUACAGCCUACAUCAUAGAAGGUAGAGAAACCAGACGCUCAACAUUUAAAAAAGUGGGAGAAGUUUCACCAACUUCCACAGAAUUUACUGUCAGAGAUCUGGCACUAGGAAAUGAAUAUAUCUACCAAAUCAUUGCUGUAAACAAAGAAGGUCAAAGUCCACCAUUACAGACCAAAGAUAAUGUUAAACCAACAAAGGAAAUAUCAACCCCUGGAGCACCAAGCUUUGUCAAAGUCCCUAAAACUGGAAAGGACUUUGCUGAUCUUGAAUGGAGUAAACCUAAAUCAGACGGAAACUCUAAGAUUACUGCCUAUCACAUCAGAAUGGCCAAAGGUCAACCAGACAACUGGACAGAUGUGGCUAAAGUCAACAGUUAUGAUACACACUUUACUGUUAAAGAUCUAGAGGAAGGUGUAGACUACUACUUUGCUGUGGCAGCUGAGAAUGAGGCUGGAAUUGGAAAACAAGUUGAAACUGACCAAUCAGUAAAACCCAGUAAACCUAAAGAAAAACCAGAUGUACCAGAAGCUCCAUUGGAAGCUACUGACAUAACAAAGGAUACAGUCACAUUGUCAUGGAAACCAAGUCCCAAAGAUGGUGGAUCACCAAUCACAGCCUAUAUUGUGGAAAGCCGUGACAGUUGGAAAGCAAAAUGGAUGCCAGCAGGAAAAACUGAAGCUGAUACUUGUACCUUUACUGUUGAUAAACUGAAGGAAAAACAAGAAUAUUUCUUUAGAGUCUGUGCUGAAAAUGUUGUCGGAAAAUCUGACUACCUUGAAACACCAACAGCCAUCACACCAAAGAGUAAAUUUGACAAACCAAGUGCACCUGAAGGUCCUUUGGAUGUAUCAGAUUUAACUGAAAAAUCUGCUGUGUUGUCAUGGAAAGCACCAAAAUCAGAUGGAGGCUUGCCUCUUUCUGGUUACAUUAUUGAGAGGAAAGACAACAAACGUUCUAACUGGGUCAAAGUUGACAAAGUAUCACCGGAUACUACAACAUACAAAGCAAACAACAUGUUUGAAGGAAACACAUACACAUACCGUGUUCUGGCUGAGAAUAAGGAAGGAAUAAGUCCAGCACUUGAAACAAGGGAAGCAAUCAAACCUACAAAACAAGCAGUUGUUCCAGAAUCCCCAAGAGGCCCACUCAAGGUUUCCAACAUCAAACCAACAUCAUGUGACCUAACAUGGAAGUCACCUGACAAUGAUGGUGGAGCACCAAUCGUUGAGUUUGUUAUUGAAUCUUCAACAAAUGGUGAAGACUGGAUCCAAGUUGGAAAAGUAAAUAAAUUUAGCAACAACUUCACUGUGAAAGAACUUGAGGAUGGUAAACAGUACAGCUUUAGAGUUUGUGCUGUAAACAAAGUUGGACCCAGUAAACCUCUGACUUCAGAUUCUGUUAAAAUACAAAAAGCACCAUCAGUUCCUGAAAAACCAGAAGGACCACUAGAAGUCACAGACAUUAAUAAGGAUUCCAUGACAUUGUCAUGGCAACCACCAAAAUCAGAUGGAAAUUCACCAAUUACAGGUUACAUCAUUGAAAAACGUGAACCCUCUAGAAACUUAUGGUCCCCAGUGAAACGUGUCAGUGGAGAUGUGACAUCUUGUGUAGCUGACAAACUCCUGGAAGGAAAAGAGUAUAUCUACAGAGUCACAGCGGAGAACAAAGUGGGUCAAAGUAAACCACUAGAAUCUGACAAACCCCUCAAGGCCAUGAGUCCGUAUGACAAACCAUCAGCACCAGAAGGUCCAAUAGAGAUCACUGAUGUAACAGAGAAAUCUGCUGUAUUGUCAUGGAAACCACCAAAGAGUGAUGGAGGUUCACCACUUACAGCCUACAUCAUAGAAGGUCGUGACUCAAAACGAUCAACAUUCAAAAAAGUGGGAGAAGUUUCACCAACAUCCACAGAGUUUACUGUCAGAGAUCUGGCACUAGGAAAUGAAUAUAUCUACCAAAUCAUUGCUGUAAACAAAGAAGGACAAAGUCCUCCAUUACAGACCAAAGACAAAGUUAAACCAAUCAAAAAGAUCACUGUCCCAGAAUCACCAAGAGGCCCACUGAAGGUCUCCAACAUCAAACCAAAGUCAUGUGACCUAGCAUGGAAGUCACCUGCCCAAGACGGUGGAGCACCAAUUGUUGAGUUUGUUAUUGAAUCUUCAACAAAUGGUGAGGACUGGAUCCCAGUUGGAAAAGUAGAUAAAUUUAGUAAUACCUUCACUGUGAAAGAAUUAGAAGAUGGUAAACAGUACAGUUUCAGAGUUUCAGCUGUUAACAAAGUUGGACCAAGUACACCUCUGACAUCAGAGGCUAUUAAGAUAGAAAAAGCAGCAACAACUUCAGAAAAACCUGAAAAACCAGAAAAACCAGAAACACCUGAAGGACCACUAGAUGUCAAGGACAUUCAGAAAGAUUCAAUGACAUUGUCAUGGCAACCACCAAAAUCAGAUGGAGGUACACCAAUCACAGGUUACAUCAUUGAGAAACGGGAGCCAUCUAGAAACUUAUGGUCCCCAGUGAAACGUGUCAGUGGAGAUGUGACAUCUUGUGUUGCUGACAAACUCCAGGAAGGAAAGGAAUAUAUCUACAGAGUCACAGCCGAGAACAAAGUGGGUCAGAGUAAACCACUGGAAUCAGACAAACCUAACAAGGCCAAGAGUCCUUAUGACAAACCAUCAGCACCUGAAGGUCCAAUAGAAGUCACUGAUGUAACAGAGAAAUCUGCUGUAUUGUCAUGGAAACCACCAAAGAGUGAUGGAGGAUCACCACUUACAGCCUACAUCGUUGAAGGACGAGAUACAAGACGAUCAACAUUCAAAAGAGUGGGAGAAGUUUCACCAACAUCAACAGAAUUUACUGUCAGAGAUCUGGCACUUGGAAAUGAGUAUAUCUACCAAAUCAUUGCUGUUAACAAAGAAGGUCAAAGUCCACCAUUACAGACCAAAGACAAAGUUAAACCAGUGAAAGAUAUAAGCAAACCUGGAGCACCAACUGUGUUGAAAAUCACAAAAUCUGGAGUUAAUUUUGCCGACCUUGAAUGGGGUAAACCUAAAUCAGAUGGAAACUCUAAGAUUACUGCCUAUCACAUUAGAAUGGCCAAAGGUCAACCAGACAACUGGACAGAUGUGGUUAAAGUCAAAAAUUAUGAUGAACACUACACUGUAAAAAAUCUAGAGGAAGGUGUAGAUUACUACUUUGCUGUUGCAGCUGAGAAUGAGGCUGGAAUAGGAAAACAAGUGGAAACUGGUGAAGCCAUCAGACCAGCUAAACCAAAACAAGAUACUCAAGUUCCAGAUAAACAUAAUAAAGAAAAACCAGCAGCACCAAAAGGCCCACUAGAGGCCAGUGACAUUUCAAAGGACAAAGUAACAUUGUCAUGGAAACCAAGCCCCAAAGAUGGUGGCUCACCAAUCACUGCCUAUAUCAUAGAGAGCCGUGAAAAUAGGCGAGCAAAAUGGCUACCAGUAGGAAAAUGUGAAGACGAUACUUGUACCUUCACUGUUGAUAAACUGAAGGAAAAACAAGAAUAUUUCUUUAGAGUCUGUGCUGAAAAUGUUGUCGGAAAAUCUGACUACCUUGAAGCACCAAAAGCCAUCAUACCAAAGACCCCAGAAGCUGUGCCGUCUGCUCCUGAGGGACCACUUGUCAUCAGUGAUGUCACACAUAAGAGCGUAGUGAUCUCAUGGCGACCACCUAAGAGUACUGGAGGACUUGAACUAACUGCUUACAUCGUAGAAAGACGAGAUGUCAAAAAGACAUCCUGGGUUAAAGUAGAUAAGAUAAAGCCUAAGAUCAGAACCUACUGUGUACAAAAGCUUGCUGAAGGAAAUGAGUAUUAUUUCCGAGUGUUUGCAGAAAACAAGAAGGGAUUGAGUGAACCUUUACAGUCUGCCGAGGCUGUUUUGAUUUGCCGUGAUGCAGGUCCACCUUCUGCACCUGUAGGACCAGUCCACUUCACUGUGGUAACAGCUGAUUCUGUUACAUUUGAUUGGUCACCACCAAGAGAAGAUGGAGGCAGUCCUGUGUCAGCUUACAGAAUCUUAUUAUCUAUGGACGACUCUGAUUGGUCAGAAAUUACCAAAGUGGAUAAACAUGUCAAAGAAUACACAGCCACCAAACUUGUGGAAGGACACAGUUAUGUGUUCCGUAUCAUUGCUGUCAACAAUGUGGGAGAGAGCAAACCUUUGGAAUCUGAAUCUGUUACUCCAAAGAAACAAUCAGGUAAACCAUCUAAACCAGUUGGACCUAUCAAAGUACUUGAUAUCCAGAGAGACUCAGCCACCAUUGAAUGGCAAGUACCAGUUAGUGAUGGAGGUUCUCCACUCAAACAUUACAUCAUUGAGAUGAGAGAGGCCAAACGUAACACAUGGAAGAGAGUCACUAUAAUUGAACCAAACAUAACAAGUUACUGUCUUCAGAAAUUGUCAGAAAAUGUGGACUAUUUCUUCAGAGUUCUUGCUGAGAACAAAAUUGGUAUCAGUGAACCAUUGGAAAUGGACCAACCAAUCACAAUCAAGAGUCCUUAUGAAAAACCAUCAGCACCUGUGGGACCACUUGAAAUCUCUAAUGUCACACUGGAUUCUGCUUCAUUGUCAUGGAAACCACCAAAGAAUGAUGGUGGAACCCCUCUAACAAAAUACAUCAUAGAGGUCAGAGACACUCGUAGAGCACACUGGACAAAGGCGGGUGAAGUCAAGCCAGAGGUCACAACAUUUACUGCUGGAAAACUUCUACUUAACAAUGAAUACAUGUUCCAAGUGUCUGCUGUAAAUGCUGAAGGUCAAAGUCCACCAUUGACCUCAGAUAAAACUGCUAAACCUACAAAGAAACUCAGUCCCCCAUCACCACCACAAAAUGUCAAGGUCACAAAAGUCAUCAAGAAUACUGCCCACCUUGAGUGGUCUCCUCCUGUCAGUGAUGGCGGCUCUAAGAUCCGUCGUUACCAAGUCUGGAAGAGAGUAGAGAUGACCGAAGAGUGGGUCAAGGUCACUAAAUUAGAGCAGUACAAGACCAGUCAUGUUAUCACUGACCUUGAAUAUGAAGUGACCUAUGUUUUUGGUGUGACAGCUGAGAAUGAUGUAGGAGUUAGUGAGAGAUGUGAUACUGACUCUUCUACCAAGAUACAGAAACCAUUAGAUGUACCAUCAACACCAGUUGGUCCACUAGAAAUAUCAGACAUUGACAAAACAAAAGCCAAAUUGUCAUGGCAACCCAGCGAGAAAGACGGUGGAUCCCCCAUUACUGGUUACAUCAUAGAGACACGUGAGGGAUUAAGAUCUACUUACACUGAGGCAGGAAAAACUAAACCCAAUGUUACAAACUUUGAAUUGACUGGACUAAAAGAAGGACAAGAUUACUUUGUACAGGUCAAGGCAGUCAAUGAAGUUGGACCAUCUAAACCUUUAGAUGCUGAAGCCUCCUUUACUGCCAAGAGUCCAUACUCUGUACCAUCCUCACCCAGAGAUUUCAGUGUCAAAGAUUCUACAGGAACAACCGUGACCUUGACAUGGAAAGCACCAGAGUCUGAUGGAGGAUUACCAAUCAAGAUCUACUUCCUGGAGAGGAAGGAAAAGAAGUUUGGACCCUGGGUCAAGGAGAGAAAGAUCAAAGCACAAACAACAGAGUUCACUGUUGAGGGACUACGUGAGGGUGUGGACUACUACUUCAGAUUAUCAGCAGAAAAUGAUGAGGGUUCAAGCAAACCUGUUGAACUUUCACAAGUCAUUCAACUAACAAAACAACAAAUUGUGCCAGACAUGCCAGUUGGACCAAUCAAGUUCACCCACAUUGUUGAAACUGGUCUCACAUUAGAGUGGUCACCACCAAGAAACAAUGGAGGAGCUCCCAUCACUGGAUACAGACUUGAACUGACCAUUGACAGCAAGAUCUGGACAGAGGUCACUAUUUGUGAUGGUCAAACUACUAAGACUAAAGUCAGUAAUUUGACAGCAGAGCAAACUUAUAGAUUCAGAGUUGUAGCCAUUAACAAGGUUGGAGAAAGUAAACCACUUGAAUCAGCAGAAGUUACUCCAACUAAACCUAAAGGUCCUCCUGGUCCACCAACACAUCCUUUGAUUGGAAAAAUAUUGUCACGUGACUCUGUAGAGUUGUCAUGGCAACCCCCACAGGAAGAUGGCGGUUCACCAAUCACUGAGUAUCUUGUGGAGAAGAGAGAUGUACAGAGAUCUAUGUGGUCUAGAGUAGAGAAGACAGAUGGCACCACUUUGAAACUUCUUGUGAAAAAUCUGGACGAUGGAAAAGAAUUUUUCUUCCGAGUGUUUGCUAUUAACAAACAUGGACAGAGUGAUGCUCUAGAAAUGCCUAAACCAAUUAUGAUGAAGAGUCCAUUUGAUAAGCCAUCAGCACCAGAAGGACCUUUGAAGUUCUCCAACCUGACAGAAAACUCAGUAGAACUGACAUGGAAACCUUCCAAAUCUGAUGGAGGAACUCCGAUCACCAACUACACCAUAGAGAUCAGAGAAUCCCGACGUUCAAUGUGGGGAAAGCAUGGUACUGUAGAGGCAACAACUACCAAAUUCACUGCUAAGAAACUAGUGGUGGAGAAUGAAUAUCUCUUCAGAAUCAAAGCUAUCAAUGCUGAGGGAGAAAGUCCACCAUUAAAUGGAGACGAAUCUGUCACUCCAAAACAGAAACUUGAUCGUCCUGGUCCACCCAAAGACCUUAAAGUCAGCAAAAUUGAUGAAAAUGAAAUCACCAUUGAAUGGAGACCACCCAGUAAAGAUGGUGGAUCCAGAGUUAAGAAAUAUCAAAUUUACAUCAAAUCAGAAUCUACUGAGGACAAAUGGAUAAAUAUUGCAACUGUUGAUUCAUUCAAAACUUACUUUACAAUUCUUAAACUAGAACCUAAGAAUAGAUAUUACAUUGGUGUGACUGCUGUAAAUGAAGUCGGUGAAGGUGAAAUGGCUGAGACUGACAAAACAUACUCACCAAAACAACCAAUCAAACCACCUUCACCUCCUAUUGGACCAUUAGAGUUCAAGGACAUCCAAAGGUCAUCUGUUACAGUAUCUUGGAAACCAAGUGAAGAUGAUGGUGGCUCCCCAGUCACACACUAUCUUGUGGAGAAGAGGGAGAAAACUAAGAGCACCUGGAGCUACCUAGAGAAGAUUAAAUCUACUACAACUAGGUACACCAUGACACACCUGAUAGAAAAGACAGAAUACUUUGUUCGUGUGAAAUCAGAAAACAAAGCUGGUUUAUCUGAACCAUUGGAAGGACAGGAACCAGUUAUUCCAAAGAAUCCAUUCAAUCCACCAGAUGCUCCUGAAGGACCACUUAAAGUAUCUAAUGUCACUGCCAGAUCUGCUGAACUCUGCUGGAAAGCACCAAAGAGUGACGGCGGUAAACCUAUCAAACGUUAUGUUGUAGAACAACGUGACCUAAAGAGAAACAACUGGUACCAAGUGGACACAGUACGUCCUACAGUACAUACACUGACCCUUGAUAAGUUAAACGAGGGCAAUGAUUACAUGUUCAGAGUUGUAGCUGAGAAUGAUGAAGGAAGAAGUCAGCCAUUGGAGACGACAGAACCUGUAACACCAAGAAGAGCUCCAGUAAAACCAGGCAGUCCAGGUAAAAUAAAAUCUAGCAAUGUUACUCCAGACUCUGUGACUUUGACUUGGAGUGCACCCAAUGAUGAUGGUGGUUCCCCUGUCAAGAAAUACAUCAUAGAGGCCAAGGAUGGAAGAACAGGAGAAUGGGCAGUAGUAGCUGAAGUACCAUCCAAACUCAGCCAGAAAACUAUACAAGAUUUAGAGGAAGGUGUUGAUUACAUGUUCCGUAUCAGUGCUGUUAAUGACAUUGGACAAGGUCGUCCUACCAACCUAGACAAAUCAAUUAGACCAAUGAGACCUUUAGAAACACCAGAUGCUCCUAAAGGACCACUUAAAGCCUAUGAUAUCAAGAAAGAUUCCAUAUCAUUGUCAUGGCAACCACCUGAAUAUGAUGGUGGUAGUCCAUUAACAGGAUACAUCAUAGAAAAGUUUGACAACAAAGUGGGAGGUUGGAUGAGAGCUACACGACUGACACCUGAUGUCACAGAUUACACCGUGACUGGACUCACACGAGGACGGGAAUACAACUUUAGAGUUUACGCUGAGAACAUACUUGGAGCCAGUGAACCAAUAGAACUACCAGAAUCAGUAAUUGCUAAGAGUGAUAUAGAUGUACCAUCAAUACCAAGGGCCCUUGAGGUUACAGAGGUCACUGAAGACAGUGUGACCUUAGAGUGGUCUCCACCUGAAUUUAAUGGUGGCGCUCCAAUCAUUGGUUAUCCAAUUGAAAGGAAGGAACCAGGCAAAUCUCAAUGGAUCAGAGUAACCAGGGUAGAACCUGAUGUCACAUGGCAUACUAUCAAAAAUCUACUGGAAGGUAGAGGGUACAUCUUCCGUGUUUAUGCAGAGAAUGCUGAAGGAUUGAGUGAACCUGCUGUCAUUGACAAAGCAGCUGUUCCAGAAAGACCACUUGAACGUCCAUCACCACCUGAGAAAUUAGAAACUAUGGCUAUUGAAAAAGACUCCAUCACAAUCCGCUGGAAGAAACCAAAAUCUGAUGGUGGUGCUAUUGUCAAUGGUUACAUCAUUGAACAGAAAGAUGACAAGUUUGGUGACUUUACUAAGGUCAAGGAUGUUGGAAGUACAGUACAUAUAUACAAAGCCAAACAUCUGUUAACAGAUAAUGAAUACAUGUUCAGAGUCAAGGCCAAGAACUCUGUUGGUGUAGGAGAACCUGCUGAAAUCAAGGCUAUCAUACAACCAAAGAAAGUCAUUUCUAAACCAUCUAAACCAAAAGGACCACUUGGAGUAUCAGAUAUAACAGAAGAUCAUGUUAAAUUAUCAUGGCAACCACCAGAACAAGAUGGUGGUUCCAAUCUAACAGCUUACAUUGUUGAAAAAAGUGAAGCUCAACUUCCAAGAUGGCUGAGAGUUGCUAGACUAGCACCAGAUACACUGUCUGCAGAUGUUGACAACCUGAUAGAGAAGAAAGAUUACUAUUUCCGUGUCAUGGCUGAAAAUGAGGCUGGAAUUGGACCUGCUUUGGAAAAUGACCAAGCAAUUGCUCCAAAGAGUAAAUAUGGCCCACCAGGUCAACCCAAAGGUCCAUUGAAGGUUAAACCACUUACCAAGGACAGUGUGACCUUGGACUGGAAGCCUCCUACCACUGAUGGUGGAUCACCUGUCACAUCCUAUUCUAUAGAGAAACGUGAAGGUACCAGACACACCUGGUUCCAUGUUGCAAACACUAGAGGAACUGCUACAGACUAUACAGUGACUGGUUUAACAGAGAAUAAAGACUAUGCUUUCAGAGUGUAUGCUGAAAAUCGUUAUGGAAGAAGUCAACCAUUAGAGUCGGACCUAAUGGUUGCUCCCAAGAAAGUAAUGGAGCUACCAUCACCUCCAACCUCAUUAAGAGUGAAGGAUGUAACUAAGGACUCUUUGACCUUAACCUGGGAAGCCCCAGAUUCUGGAAAGAAAGGACUUACUGGUUACACGAUAGAGAAACGUACACCUGACAGUGAACACUGGGAACGUGUUACUCGUGUUCCUCCUCUUGUCAAGAGUCAUCACAUAAGUGAUCUACCAGAAGGAGGCACAUUCUUUUUCCGUGUGUUUGCUGAAAAUUCAACUGGAGUUAGUAGUCCAGCUGAAUUAAAGAAACCAGUAGAACUCAAAGGAAGAAAAGAUCGUCCAGGAGCACCACCCAGUGCACCAGAAAUAACAGCACUUGGACCCAAAUUUGUGGAGUUGUCGUGGCAACCACCAGAACAUGAUGGAGGUUCACCAAUCAUUGGUUAUAUGUUAGAACGUCAAGAUAUAGCCGGAAGAACAUGGAUGCCAAUUAACAAAGUACCAAUAUCAGACACAAAGUAUAAGAUUAGUAACUUAUAUGAAGAUAUACCAUAUCGUAUCAGAGUCAGAGCUGUGAAUGAUGAAGGUGCCAGCGAACCAUCUCCCGAAACUGAACAGUUUUACUGCAGGGAACAGAAAGUGAUGGAAGCUCCUCAAUUCUCCAAGAAGAUUGAAGAUCUGUCCGCAGUAGAUGGAAAAGAGGCCAAAUUUACCUGUGAAGUCACUGGUCUACCUAUACCUAAUGUUUCCUGGUACAGGAAUUACCGCGAGGUAUUUACUGGUAGACAUUACACCAUCAAGAGUGAGAACGGUGUCCACACACUGACCAUCAAAGAUGUGGAGGAAGGUGGCGAUUCUACCAUCGAAUGUGUGGCAAAGAACCGCAUGGGAUCAGCCACAACCAAGGCCAGGAUGGAAGUUCUAGUACAUCCAAAGAUUGUUGAAAUACCACCUAGAUACCUUGACGGACUAUACAUCUGUAAAGGGGACACAAUCCAGGUCAGAAAUCAGUAUCGUGGCAAACCAGAGCCAAAUGUCACAUGGUCUGUGGAAGGAGAAGUUAUUGAGCGUAAACGUCGUGUUGACAUUAAAGUUACACCUAAACACUCCACUCUGACUAUAAAUGAUUCAGAAAGACCAGAUAGUGGAACCUACAAAAUACAUGUGGAAAACAAACUUGGAAGUGACUCUCUUAGUAUACCAAUCAAGGUUAUUGAACGUCCUGGACCACCAGAAGAUAAACCAGUCAUUACUGGUAUCAACAAGUUUGCUAUCAAGAUGACCUGGAAGGAACCAGAAGACAAUGGUGGUGCUCCAAUCACUGGUUACAUUGUGGAGAAAUGUGAUGUACAAACUGGAGCAUGGAGACGUGCAGCAACAUCUAAAACACCUUUCUCUGCUGUCGAUUGUCUGGAGGAGUUUAAAGAAUACAAGUUCCGUGUUUUAGCUGAGAACAUGAUUGGAAUCAGUGAACCAGGACCUGAAUCAGACGUUAUCCUGACAAGAGAACAAGUACCUGAUGUCGACUACGACAGCAUGUACGAUGCCAGCUUCAGAGGAAAUAAUGUGAACCCAGACCGCAUUAAAGGUGACGUCCUUGGAAAAUACAUCAUUUGUGAAGAAAUUGGACGUGGAGCAUUUGGUGUUGUACAUCGUGCCAUUGAGAGAGCUACCAAUAAGAACUGGGCUGCCAAAUUUAUUCGCUGUAAACCACACGAAAAGGAGAUUGUGAGGCAUGAAAUAGACAUCAUGAAUGAACUACAUCAUGCUAAACUCUUACAGUUACACGAAGCCUUUGAUCAGGCUGGAGAAAUGGUCACCAUCUUAGAAUUGUUGAGUGGUGGUGAAUUGUUUGACCGACUAGUCCAGGAAGAUUUUGAUUUCACAGAACAGGACUGUAUUACCUACAUGAAACAGAUUUGUGAGGGUGUCAGACACAUGCAUAGACAGAACAUCCUACAUCUUGACCUCAAACCAGAGAAUGUGAUGUUUGUAACCAAGGACAGUAAUGAUCUAAAGAUAAUUGACUUUGGUUUGGCCCAGAAAUUAGAGGAAGGAAAAACCGUCAAAGUACUCUUUGGAACAGCUGAAUUCUGUGCUCCAGAAAUCAUCAGCUUUGAACCAGUUUCCUUCUCUACUGACAUGUGGGCUCUUGGUGUUAUGUCAUAUGUUAUCCUAAGUGGAUAUUCUCCGUUUGCUGGAGAGAAUGAUUUAGACACCUUUGCUAACAUCACACUUGGUGACUUUGACUUUGAAGAUGAGGUAUGGAAUGACAUCUCUGAAGAUGCCAAAGAUUUCAUCCAGAAACUAAUGUUGAAGGACAAGAGCGAUAGAUUGACAAUCGAUGAUGCUCUCGCUCAUCCUUGGCUAAAUCCCAGAGAACCUCAAGAUGAUGCCAAGACUCUCAAGCAUGGUGCAGCCGAGAAGAAACUAACAGGCAAGAAAUUGUCAACACUGCAUCACAAAGACUACCAUGACAAACAUAGACACAAGGAAGACGACCUUGACCUACUACCCAUUGGUAAACUAUCCAGAAAUAGCGCCAUCUUCAGGAAGGAAGGAGAUGAUGGUGUAUUUGCCAGGAAUCUCGUAAUGGAAAUGCCACCCCAUGCUCCUGUUGUUAUGGAGCCUUUGACAGAUACAGAUGGGUAUGAAGGAUCCCGUGUGGAAUUAACCUGUAAGAUCAGUGGGAAACCCUCGCCAAAGAUCACAUGGUACCUUAACGGAGAUGAGAUCUUAGAGGAUAAGAAAUAUCAUAUGUUAUACAAAGACAAUUAUGCUUCAUUGUUAAUAAAUGAUCUUGAAGUAGAGGAUGCUGGUAAAUACCGCUGUAAGGCCGUCAAUGAAUUCGGAGAUGUGUCAACAACAGGAAAACUUAGUGUUGAUGAAAAGAAACACAGGAGAAGAAGGAAGAAACAAGAAGAUGCAGCUAUUGCCAAGAUGCAAUAUCCCCGACAUGACUAUGAUACCAGUUUGUUAGACAAUAGUGUGCCACCAUCAUUUACACUACCACUGAUUGACCAAGUCAAACGUGUAGGAGAGGCACUGGAACUUACUGUCACAGUAACCUGUCGUCCAGAACCUGAUGUGACCUGGUACCACAAUGGUAAAGUGAUUAAAUCCUCUGAGAGAUAUGACUUAGAGCACAUGAAGGGUGUAUAUCGUCUGAUUAUACAUGAGAUUGCUCCUGAAGAUGCAGGACAAUGGCAAUGUGAGGCAGUCAACCAGUAUGGAAGUUCAAUGUGUUCCUGUGAUGUCAAAGUCAUAGAAAUUAUCCCAGAAGGAGCUGUUCCACCUAAAUUCACCAAAGGAUUAGAGGACACUACAAUUGUAGAGGGCAACUCUGUGAGACUAGAGGUCAAGGUCAAGGGAUUCCCAGAACCAGAAAUAGAGUGGUACAAAGAAAGACGACAACUGUUCUCUGGACGUCAUUUCACAGUCUCGACUGAAGGUGAUCUCUGCAUACUGACUAUCAGUGAUACCUACCACCAAGACACAGGCAGAUACAUGUGUAGAGCUGUCAAUGUUGUGGGUGCUGCUACAACGGAGGCUAUUCUCAGAGUACAGAAAGCACCAAAGGAAGAUGAACUAGAUUCCUUCCAAUCACCAUCAACCUACCAGCCAAUCAAACCUGUCACAGCAGAAACCACGGAAACACCAAUGAGAAGGUUCAAAAUAGAAACACCACCAAACUUUACAGCCAAACUGAAGGACAAGUCAGUCUCUGUAGGAAAUAGUGUUACAUUCACCUGUACAGUAACAGGAAUACCUAAUCCUAAAGUCACAUGGUACAGAGACGAUCGCGAGGUCACUAAGGAGACACGAUAUCUCGUCAGGAACAAAUAUGGUUUGUUAUCACUAGAGAUCAUGGAUGUUACUGAGAGAGAUAUGGGACAAUUCACAUGUAAAGCUGUUAACAGUGAAGGGGAGGCAACCUGCACAGCUUCCCUAGAAGUAGUUGCUGCUGAAAAAGAAGCAGUAAGAGAACCAUUGAGUAAAAGACCCCAGUUUAUUGAACCAUUACAUGAUAUUAUAGUUAUGGCUGGAGAGGAAGUCACAUUUACUUGUAAAGCAACAGGCAACCCAAGCCCUACAUUUAAAUGGCAGAAGGAUGGUACAAACAUUACUGACUCACAACGUAUUUACAUCGGCUCUGACAGUGAUGGUGUUGCUGAGCUGGUCAUCAGAAGUUCAAGAGUCAGCGACUCAGGACUCUAUGGCAUCAUGGCUCAGAACUCAUAUGGACAUACCAGAUGUUCUGCCAGUCUCAAGGUCAAAGCUCGAUCCAGUUCCAAGUCACCACCAUCAACACCAAGCUAUUCUGAGGAGGAAGAAUUCUCCAUGGCAACAAGACUUGAACGUACAUAUGACAGGAAGAAACCUGUGGAUAUACCAGGUGGACGCCCACCACACUUCACCUUGGCCCUUCCCAAGGUCAUUGAAUUAGAUGAAGGUGACAGGUUACAUUUGGACUGCUCUGUAGAGGGCUAUCCUAAACCAUUCUUAACCUGGCAUAAAGGAGUACGAGAUUUGAAAUAUGACUACAGACACAAAACAACUUCUCUCCAUGGAACAUAUACCAUAGAACUACAGGAGGUGAUGUUGUCUGAUGCUGGGGAGUACACAGCUAGAGCCUCUAAUGCCCUCGGGGUUACUGAGGCUAAAUGUGUAGUCAAAGUCAACAGAAAAUCUAAAUAUAGAGAAGAAGUGCCAACAGAUGAAGCAUUGAAAGCUGCUGCACCAUUCUUUAUCAAACAUCUGCCGACUGCCAUGGACGUGAUGGAAGGCAUGAAUGUACAGUAUGAUUGUUAUGUGGAAGGGGACAUAACUCUUAUCAAAACAAAACAAUCACAGAUGAAGAAAGUAACAACACAAUUCACUUCUCAAGAAUUUGAAGGAAAAUAUAAAGACAUUCCAACAAUGGCCAUUCCACCUAUGAUGAUGGGUGGCGCUGGUGCCUCGUCUAAACAAAUGACAAAAUCUGAUGCUAAACAAUCGCCUAGAUUUCUAGACGGACUUGAAGAUCUGACCUGUCGCACAGGUAGUAUAGCUACCUUAACAGUUGUAGUCGAAGCCAAUCCAGAGGCUCAUAUUACAUGGUUUAAAGAUGGCAAAAGACUAAUUAAUUCAGACCACAUAGAGAUUUUCUAUGAAGAUGGUGAAUAUGUCGUAGAAAUCUAUGAUACAGAAAUCUCUGAUAAAGGGCUGUAUAAAUGUGUGGCAAAGAAUGAACACGGAUCAGCUGAGACACAGUGUAAACUUACACUAAGAGCACCAGAAGAUUUAGAAGACGAUGAUUUUCAUUUUGAAAAAUCAGAACUACUGGCUUUACCUACAGAUAAACCUGGAAAACACAAGAAAUUUGCACCAAAGUUUGUUGUUGAAUUAGAAUCUGUUGUUGAGGUUUACCCGACAGACGACAUACAAUUUGUUUGUGUUAUUGAUGACACACUUGACAAAGUUUGGUGGGAAAAAGAUGGCAAAGAGCUUCCCCAUUCUACCAAUUCUACUAUCAAACAAGAGGCUGACGGAACACAACAAUUAGAGAUCAGAAAUGUUGAUCCUAAAGACCAAGGCCUAUACACUUGUAAAGCUAAGACCAAAUCUGGGGAAAUUCUCAGAACUGAUGCUAAACUUGUUGUUAAAGAUAAAUCAAAGGUCGACACUACAAGCAGUGAUUCUGCUAAACCAAAGUUUACAAGACAAUUAAAGGACAUUUUCUGUAAAGAUGGGGACAAUGUGACAUUGGAAUGUGAAAUUCAAGGUCAGCCCCGCCCACAGAUCACAUGGUACAGAGAAAGCAAGGAAAUUCUGGACAGCCAGGAUUUCCAGAUAAGUGCCAUCGGAGACAAAUGUAAAUUAAUUAUAAUGGAAGUUUUCCCUGAAGAUGAUGGAAAAUACUCUUGUAAAGCCGUCAGUGAGAAAGGGGAGGCAACUACCUCAUGUCAACUUCUUGUUGAAGACCCCGCCUCUUUUUACCUUGACUCAGCCUCUGUAUCAUCCAUUGGAUCAAGUGUUAGUCGUGGUGAUCGGAAAUCAGCGACACCUGCAAGACCAACAAAGUAAACAAAAACAAUCAUGAACUUGACCACAAUAUUCUUAUUCAACUUUGGAAACUGCAUUAUUUUCAUAUGUAAAUCUUGAUCUGGACAAGGUCAACGACCCUCUGACCUUCUGCAGAACACGAAUAUUCAUUGGAUAAACCUCAUUUUAUAUUUCCGAAGUUGGAAUAGAACAAUAAAUACCGAUUAUGACAACCCUGACAACUCAUGGAUUUGACAAUUAUCUCUCUACAACCGGAUUUGACAGAUAAACUACCUAAUUUGACUAAUUUAUUACCGGACAUUACCAUAGAAACAUCAGAAAAUUGUUACCAUGACUACCAACAAACCUGUGAUAAGGA
This is a messenger RNA of Mytilus trossulus (common blue mussel), 51090 nucleotides long. Its product is annotated as titin-like. Gene Ontology annotation, molecular function: protein binding; protein kinase activity; ATP binding. The record is from RefSeq and is a predicted model, not a curated record. Lineage: Eukaryota; Metazoa; Mollusca; Bivalvia; Mytilida; Mytilidae. The transcript is spliced from 192 exons. Gene Ontology annotation, biological process: protein phosphorylation. Bases 12 to 50753 code for a protein of 16913 amino acids.